CUCUAUCUCCAGUUUCUUACAAGUUUCACUGAACCCAAGAUACUAAAGGCAAAAGCAAAAAUGGGUUUAUACUAAUCUGGCAAUUGUUUCGCAGAAUACUAACUGUAAGGAGAGUCAAAUUAAACAUUCUUGUGAUGCUAAGAGCCCUUCUCAUCAACCUGAAAUUCUACACAAAGAACAGGGCACUGUUGAGAUCUGUCCGUUUAAUUUCUUUAUUUGUGAAUUGCACAGACAACCAAAUGUAGUUAGACAUACAUUCCAGGUUAAUUUUAAACAAUUCUGAUAUAUGAUCAACCUAAACAAUGUUUCAAAACGAACGAGGACCCUCGUUUUCUAAGUGGGCAUGAGAUUUGAUUGAUUAUAUCACAGUCCUAAACGCAUUGGUUGGUUUCGACAGAAAGUUUCUUCUGUUGCGGUUGGGAGGGAGGUGUUAAUUCUAUAUUACCGCAGGCAUCGUCUGUCAAUUCAUGCAUUUCAACCACACUGAAACCCCGAGCCGUCAUGUUUUUCACAGAAAUCUACGGAUUCCGAUCAAAAUCGGGAUACUAAACAAUAGCGCGUAUCAUAGUUUAAGUAGGGUGCAAUCUGCACAAGCCUAAAAGUUUUUGGUUUUUUUAAAAAAAUCUUUUACUCCAGAGCAAGUUCCACCGGGACGUGCUGCUACUUAGAUACACAUAGGAUGAGGUUUGCUCCGUCGUCAUAAUUUGCUGUUUUACCGAACUCUAUUUAUUGUAUAAACUAAUGUACACUCAAGUCUUCUUCAAAAUUUAGAUGCACGCCCCUGUGCUUUUCAACAUAUUUUACGUUUCGUAAACGUAAUCUAAUCAAACUAACAAAAGCCUGAUUUAAUCCAAACUGAACAGCCCCUCCCUUGACUUCUGCCGGGGGGAAAUCCUCCAAAAGAUUAGGUUAACUUCACACCUUUGAGGAAAUUUAUCUCAACAUUAACUGACGCUGAAGUAAUUAUAUACUGGCAACAGCCAGCCGCCAGGAUGCAUUUGGUUUGUGAUAUUUACGUAGUUGACAGUGUGCAUGGCCCUUUGAUUCAGUUUUUUUGGGGGCUUUCCGCGCGGUUUCUGGAAAAUAAGAGUACUGUAUCCCUUUUCUGCACCACUUUACUGUUUACCACCGCGGCGUGACGCCGAAAAAGAAUAUUCUCACGGCAGGUUAUGUUAGAUGCAACAGAGUGAGCUCGGAGGAAGGCGGGGAAGGUGUUUUUUACUAUCCUGUCCUAAACAUCCCUACACGUGGUCAGCCCAACUGAACUGCUGCGAGAUUCGUUUAAAAACUUCAGUCUCAGCAAACCGGACAGGUCUCCAAACCAGAUACCCAAUUUUUUUAAGUCACUCACUCCCUUGUCCGAAACAGAGGCAUAAACAUAGCCUCUGGCAAUUGUGGGCUUGGUGGGUGGGGAUGCCGUUUCCAGAAAAGAUAAGAGGACAUUCCAUCCCCUGCAAAAAAAAAAAAAUUAAAAGAUAAAGCAACUAUUCUUGCAGCCGAUCUGCUAUUUGCAGCCGACACAAAGACAAAGCCUUGGGAUGUUUGAUGCCCGCCGUUACCUGCAGAGCCACUCUGAGCAGGGCAUGUCCCCCCCAAAAGCCUCGUAUCGCUAAAUGGGCCUAGAACUGGGAACUCCCUGUGUCCCCUUUAAAACAAAACAGAGUGUGGAGGCCUCUUUAUCUACACACUUUGAAGAAAUCCAGCCCUUAAACUUCUUACUCUGGAUUAGUUCCAUUGAGAUCAAUAGCCCUAAUCCAGUCUGACUCUCAGCACAUGAAGAGGGACCGCUGCCUACAGUCGCUAGCGCCGGGCAGACAGCUGCCGUUACUGCGCACGCGCCAGAAACCGUAUUAGUAUUUCCAAUAGGCAAAGCAACAGAAAACUACAGUUUUACGUAAGACUCGGAUCAAGCCAGAAGGGUGACAAAAAAAAAAAAAACCCACACAAAGGCGCAUGCGUCUCCGCUGCCUGACUCUAGGCCAAAAGGAGGCAGUCUGCGCUCUCGCGCUUGCGCAGUUAGGCUGCUCUUGUUUCUGGGUGGGGAAAAUUACGCCUGCGCAUGGUAGGCGCCUGCCCUUAGGGAGGGGGGUCAGCGAGAGAAGGAUAUGCCGCGCAGGCGCAGUAUGGCGGCCUUGUAUGUGUGUAUGUGAGAGUCUGACGGGUUCAAAAUGGCGGCGGCUGCUUCUAUGUGAGGGGAAGAGUCUGGGGGUUGUGGGGAGGGAUCGGGUGGCGGUGUCGGACGGGCGCCGGUGGCUUGGGGGGCCCAGCUGCGCGGUGCUGGGUCGCAGCUCCUUGGCCCCAAGAGGCGGCGCGGCGGUGCUUGCUGGCCCAGCGCCUUGAGAGGCUGCGGUCGCGUCCCAGGGGGGUGUUAGGGCUUGGGCUCGGGUUCGAGUUCGGGGAAUGCGCGAGGAGCUUCGCGUGGGGCCGGCGUUACUGAGCCCGGGUGGAGCGGGGGGCUGGGCUGGGCUGGGUGGGGGCAUCUGAGGUGAGCCGAGUGGGCUGAGCUGAGGGGUGUGUGGAUGCCCUAGAAAGGCAAGUUGUGGGACUGGGAAGGCUGGACAUGUAGGUGAGACUGGUCUGGAUUUGGGGCACAGGGGUCCACGACCUGCAGCCCAAGAACAGCGACUGAGAGCUGAUUUGUUUCAUGACUGGAUGGAGGUGGGGGAGACUUUCUGUAAGGGCAGGAGCUGGAGAGAGAGUUGCUUUCCCUCCUGAGGAGUUAUGGCUCUGGGUUCCCAACUUGGAGGGUAGGGUGAAGAGAGACUGUAGUUCUCAGGGCAACCCCUCCCGCCCAAGGCUGGCCUCGCUGAGAGGAGCUGAGGAACUGAGCGCCCUCCAGAGCCUACCUGAUGACGCCCCCUUUCCCCCAACAGUGGGAUCGGGGUCCCUUCUUUCUGAGGGGCUUAUAGCCCAUUUUGGAUGCUAACGUUCUCCAGCCUUCAGGGUCGAAGAGUAAUGCACUUGGGAAUUAAUUGACUUUCCGGCUUCUCUUUUCUCCUGCCCUAGGAAGGGGCAAAGGAAAACCAGAGACCUGGUAAGAUAUAGCGAUAUUUCUAUUAUUUUGUUUUGCAAACAGUCCUAUACAGUAUCUCGUUCUUUCCCUCUUGCCCUGUGCGAGCCAGGGUGCCUCAUUGCGUUUAUGUCACUACAAACAAUGAGUGAUAUUCUAGUGCUUAAAAUGCAGACAAGAGUUUCUGCUUGCUCUGAUUUGUGUCUCUCUUCUGCUGGAAUGGAGUUGAACUGGCAUGUGGGGUGCCGAUCCUCUGCGUUUUACUGACUUUGGGACUUUUGAGGCUGUUUGGAAAGAGUGAGGCACACACAAGGCUGAUUUGGAAUAGGAGGUGGCAAGUAGGAGCUUCUGAGUUUCACUUACCCCACCCAAAACCCUCCUGCUACUGUAUACAGGAAGCCCGCAACUUACGCGCAUUUAACUUGUGCACAUUCAGCUUUAUGCGUGUGGCAAAAAUAUUAAAUAAAAAUUAAAAGGGGGCCGGGUUCCAGGAAAUUGACUUUGGCAGUCCCACAUGUCAUUGAACUCAGUGUGUUUUGACUAUACUGUACAUGAUUUUGGCUUUAGGCAUAAUUCCCAGAAUGUAACCCCUCGUAAGUUGCAGGCUUACUGUACUUGAAAAUGUAAACAGAGACCAUUUAGGCAAUUUUGUAUUGGCUUGAAAUCAAGUUAUGUUGUGGUCUGUAUCUUAUACUACUUGCUUAGCCCAUGCAAAUGUUAAGUGGGUGCUGAAAUGACUGUUUUCUGGUGAUUGACUGCAGACCCAGUCUUGUAAAGCGUCUACCACUAAAACAGUACCACCAUAACUUAUAUACACCAUUUUGGGGUAUGCUCAGGAUCCAUAUCAUUUCUUUUAUUUGCUUGAUGCAUAAAGUACCUUUACACAGGCUUCUCUAGAAUUAAAUGUUCCAUUCACUAACUUCUCCUUAACUGAGCAAUAAAAUAGUUGUGACACACAUGUCCUGACUGAGAUACAGUGGUAGUAAAGGUGUGAAUGGACUACAGCAUAUAUGAUGGCUUGCUGUCAUAUAUUGUGCCUACACUAGCCAAUUAAAACAUUAUGCUGUUGAACUGCUGUAGUUGGUGUCUGACUGCAUUUGGUCAGACUAGAUCUAGGUUAUGCCAUAAUCAGUAGCAGAAUUCUGCCUCUAUAAUGGUGGGUAACUCUUACAGUAUUCAAAUGAACAAUGGAUUGUGUACUUUUGUCUUCUCCGCAUAGAGCCAAACUGCAGUUUCAACAAAUGCUGAGAGGGGUCCUUGGUUGUGGGAUGCAGUAAUAUAGUAAACUGAGCCCUCUGUAUUGAUUCCAUUGUGUUUAAUCAUGGUAUCUCUAUUGUUUUGAAACAUUUCCUGGGAAAAUUCCUAUAGGUAUUUGCUGACCAAACUGAGCAUGUUUGUUCUUUUACUGACUUUCCAAUUCAUUUAAAAAGCAGACACCACAUAGAAUACUCUGUCGCCACCUAGCAUGUAUAUUUACUUGGGUACUUGACAAAACUAUGAAAGUAUUGCUUGAUGUUAAAGUGUGGAUACUAUGAGACUGAUUCCAUUGUGGAAUAUCCAUAUCACCACUUGGGAUUUUUGUUUUAUUUGAAUUGACCCUAGUUUUAAAAAAUGGCCGUGGCUUAAUCAGGUCCUAAAAAUUUAGUCAUCCUGUUACUUCAUAGUCAUUGUUAAUUUUCCAUUCUUGAUUCAUGACAUUUCAUAUUGUUGAUAAAACCAAGGCAAUAAAGAGUUAAAGUGGAAUUUCUAAUCUGUUCUACUUCCUUAUUCUGGUAUCUUUAGGAGGAAGAAGAGGAAGACAGCAGUUCUGAUAUCUCAUUCUCGCUCUCAUCAGAAGAGUCUGAGAUGGAACCUGAAGAAGAGCGGGUCCGUUAUAGCAAAAGGCUGGUCAGUAUAUACUCUUAUUCAUAGUGUUUCUAUCCAUAACUUUUUAUAUCCGCUCUAACUAAAAGAAACAAACAAACAAAAAUGUAAAUAAUUGUCCAGUAAUGUUAAUAGGCUCAAUUUCAAAGUUUGUGAUUUAGUAGCCACUUCAAGCUAGUCAUAAAUUUUAAAAUUGUGCUUCCAGAAGAGGAGUGUAGUACGUCUACUAAAAGUUUCCUACAGUUGAAUACAGCAAAGGCUGAGGUGAUGAUGGUUAGCAAAGCUGGAGGUGACUGAGCAAGAAUGUGGACACACAUAUUUGGCCUCCAUUGUGCUUUCAGUUUUGCAGUUUUGGAUUAUCACAGGUGUGCUAUCUUGAAUUUAACACUGUGUCCAGAAGCUCAGGUUGUGGUGGUGUUAAAGUGCUUUAAUUGACUACAUCUGAUGUGAAAGCUUGGGUAUUUAGUCCAAUUUGGACCUGAUGAGUUGUUCAUGUUUGUACCCUUAAGGCUAAUUCACCAUAAUGUAUUUUGUGGAGCUUACCUUGAGGAUGAGUCAGAAGCUUCUCAAAUGGUAUACUGUGCUGCAGCUCAUUUCCUGAGAAGAGUAGGUUUUAUAGAGCAUAGUAUACCUAAUGCUUCAGUGCUUGUUACUGCAGAAUCUAUUAGUGUCCAACAUACCAUAUGAGGGGUUUUGUGGGAUCAGUUUCAGUUGUGAGAGCCUGAUGAUAUGGACAAAGUGUUUGAAGCAGUGCAUCCAAACAGGGCUGGUUACUGAAGUGCAGACAGUCACCUGAUCAGCAGGAGUUCAAAGCAGGGCCCUUCACAAGGCCCUUGCAAAGAGCUCUGUGUUGUGCUUUGAAGUACUGAGGAUCAGCUGACCAGCAGUGCUCCAGAAGCAAUUGUGAAGGAUUACUGGCAGGUGGACAUCCUCACGCACCUGUCAGAUUUGGACUGUGGGGGUGAAGGUAAGGAUCUGGCCUGUCAGCUGGAUCCAGUCCCCUGGAGUAAUGCAUAGUUAUGUGAUAUGGUGCUGCCCGGCUGCUUGAAGGUGGUGGUCGUGGUGUGGUCUUUCCUGAAAAAUCUUGCCUUGGAUCCAAUGGUAUGUGGCAACUUGGGCCUAAUUGCAAAAUACCCUAUUUCAGAGGAAGGUGCUUGCUUGAGAGGGUAGUAGUGGUUUAAAUACAGGUGUAUCUGUGUGAAAUAUAUUAUAUUUAGCCUUACCAGUCUGGGUUCCAACCUGGCUUAGGGACUGAGUUGGCCUUAAUUGCACUGAUGGGUGACCUUUAUGAGGUGAGGGAAAGUAGGGUUGCAACCCAGUUAAUCUUUCUUGAUCUCAGCAGCUUUUGAUAUUAAGCUUAGUAUCUUUCUGGAUCAGCUCUAUGGUUUGGGGGUUGGAGGUGUUGUUCAGCAUAUCUGCCCAGCUUGAUUGCAGAGUAGUACUGGAUGACUGUGUUUGCCCCCUAGCAGUUAUUCUCUUGGAUACCACUGUGCAGUACUUUGUCCUCAAUGCUAUUUAACAUCUAAGUAAAGCCAUUGGGAUUUAGAGCACAAUGUCUUCAGUAUUAUUAUAUUUAUUAUUAUUAUUAUUAUUAUCAUCAUCAUCAUCAUCAUCAUUAAUUAUUAAGUUUAUAUACUACCCUUUAUCAAAAGGUCCCAGGGCAGUGUACAACAUUACAAACCUAUUUUAUGGAGCAUAAGAUUGAAAACAUAAAACAAAGCAUAGUUAUAGGCAGCAUAAUAUAAUAAUAAUAAUAAUAAUAAUAAUAAUAACAACAACAACAACAACAACAACAACAACAACAACAACAACAACAACAACAACCCCUCUGUUCCCACAACUUUAACAGGCCAUAGAUUAUUUAAUGGCCUAAGGUCUUGGUAAAGACAAAUGUUUUAGGCUGGCACCUAAAGACAUGUAGUGAUAACACCAGGUGAGCAUUCCAUAGAUGGGGAGCCACCACAGAAAAGGUCAGUUCUUAUGUUGUCAUCCUCCAAACCUCUCGUGGAGAGGGGCAUAGAGAAGGGCCUCUGAUGACAAAUGCAGAGUCCAGAUCAAUUCGUAUGGGGAAAGGUGGUCCUUAAGAUACAUUCAAUGACUGAUUUAGGCAUGUCCAAAUGAUGCGUGAUUGUACACAGAACCUCGAAGUAGCCCCCACAUGUCAUAAAAAUGACACCAAAAGGGGCAGGGUGGAACAGAUUUACACAUGUUCCGGUGUAUGCGGGGGUCUGGAAUGGUAACCCCCAUGCAAAAUGAGGAUUGCCUGUAUUGCAGUCUUGAGCUGUGUAAGGCUCAUGACAAUUGACUCUCCUUCUCUCUUACAUCUGAAUCUGGUGGCAAGUUCUGAGCUGAUAUCUAAAUGCAGUUGUGUGCUGAAUGGAUGCCAGUAGACCUUGACUGAAUCCUGACAAGGUUAUGGAUGUUUCCCUCCCUUUGAAGAUUUGUAGUCUUUGUCACAAGAAUCCUCAUUGGCUAAGAGUACAUUCUACCAGCUUUGGUAGGCUAGAUAAGGACGUCCCUGUUAGGGGUUAUAGGUUCACAUUGGUCCAUGCAUGCAUUGGUAAUCUUGGUUAUUGGUUAUUGUAAUGCACUCUAUGCAGGGUUGCACCAUACCAAAUUCUACAUAAUCUGUUACUUCAAGAACAUGGGAUGACCGUCCCCAUGCAGUAUAAAUAGGAAGGAAGAAGUGUAAAUGGAGAAUAAUUGAAUUGGAAGUACUUGGGUGCUUGGCUGAAACCAACGCAUCAUAGCUAUUAUUGAAAUUACAGAACUGGAAUUUGACCUAAUUACUUCUGAGAGAUAUUCAAAGACACUCUUAGUUUACUGAUGUGUAACGUAUUUAAGUCUGUCUUGGUUGUUUAAGCUUACAAAUGUAAUCGGGCAUUUUGUUUCUUGGCAUCUUUCAUUGUUUGUGUAUAGGCAAAUUAUAUUACCUUCAACACCCAUAUUUGUGAUUAUGAUAUGUGUGUGGUGGUGCUCAGUCUUUAUAUGUGCUCAGUCUUUAUGGGUUUGUAAAGCUUGGUUUGUGUAGGCUGGAGGAGUGGAAUUAAGAGAUGGAAGUUGUACAAUUGUACAAGUUAUGGGAGAUGGGUUCAUAUUAGGAAAGAAGAAAUGAGAAUAAGAUCUGGUAGCAAACAUUUCCUUUUUUAAAAAAGAGUGGGCGGGAUGGCUGUACAGCAAUUUUGAAACAUUCUAACUUCAGGGAAUCCUUUUUAUAUUGGUUUGUCUGCUGAGGUGUCCUUUAGCAAUGCCACAAAGCAUAUGCAUGGCAAAGGACUCAUGAAUAUGUUUAGUGCACUCUGAAUAUGUUUAGUGUGCUCAGCUUAGUUCACUUGAUAUACUGGUUUCUCCUGUUAGCCCUAGUGGUCAAACCACACCAAUUGUAUUGUGGAAUGAAUUUGACAUCGCUGCAUAAACCUGCACCAUGGCAUUAAAGAAGUACAUUGAUAGUACUGAGCAAGCUUUUCUUUUGGUGAGUGUUGUCCUUUGGUAAUCUAGUUGUCCUUUAGUAAGAAUCCUUAGCAUGUAUCUAGGAACUACAAAAUUUCAUAGCAUUGCAUUUGAAAACCAUUCAAAAAAGUAUUGUGGUAAAAUAAGAAAAAGGAAAUUAAGUUGCCCUGAACCUCCAGGAUAGGCUAGAGAAAGCAAAUUAAAAUAUAUUGAUCGUAUCUGUCAAAAUACUUGUAUCUGUAGACGAUUGAUGGGAUUAGAUUUUAUACUUGUUGUUGACGAGUUUUCCAUAUAACUUUCAAGAAGGGUUUAUUUCAGCAUUCAGUUGUGCCAGAAACUAAAAACUGUCUUCCACAAAUACCAAGUGGAGCUAUCCUUUUGUGUGUGCGUUAGGAAUAUUGUUAAGUGGUUAGCCAGCAGAGAUAAAAUUGUUGUAAUGGAUAUAGUCGAACUAUUGUAAAGUUGAGGUUCAUUUGUUGAGGUCUUUGUAACUGUAGCUAGCUGAUGGUUUCAAAUAUGUAGAUAAAUUUUGAGUUUCUGCAAAAUUGGACUCUCAUUUUUAAUACUUACCUGCUUUCAAAUAGAAAAGUAUGUACCUAGUUAGCUACAUACAAUAAUGUUGUGCCCAGCUCUUCAGAUAAUGCAGUGGUCCCUCGUAUUACGUACCGCCCCCCUUACGAAUGCUGCGGGUUACGCGCUCCUCUAACCUGGAUGCCCCUUGUUGUGACCUUUGCCCCGGGAUGUGAGCAGAAGUCGCGCUCCGGCUGCGCUGCAGCAGCGGGAGGCGCCAUUAAAGAAAGCGCGCCUCAUGUUACGAGCAGUCAAAGUGGCCAAUAAGGCUCUUGCUUGCUGGACCAAAAAGGUUCCCCUCCCCUACUUCAAACUCUCUGAACUGCUACCAAAAAUAUUCUCAUGAAUCUUUGGGACUGCAAAAGUAUAACAUUAUAUAUGUGCUUUUUAUUGGACCAACAUGGCUGGCUGGCUAUGUUUCACCUGAAAAAGGGUAAUUACAACUUUCAAACUGGCCAGUUUGACUGGAAUUGUAGACUAAGAAAUAAAAUUGUGCAAGUAAAAGAAAGAAAGAUAAAGAAUGUAUUUAAUUUUUCCAACAAUAUAUGCAUAAGAGAUAUAAGUGAAGUUACUAGAAUGCAGUAAUAAUGGACACAGCCAUAUAAAGUGAUGUCUGAACUUCAGCUUCAUGUGACCAGCAAUAAUACUGAAGGCCAGGCGCAUUUCAAUCCACAAGGGGUCUUUCUUAAUGGUCAAUAAAUGUACAAAUUUCAGUGUUGUCACCAGAAAGAAAUCAUAUGGCUGAUUUAUAUAAACAGCUGACCUACCUCAUCCUUAGAAUUUUUAUACAAUUAAGUCGCAAGCUGUAUAGCAGGGAUGUCUAACUGGUUGGCCACCGGGUAGCUUUGGGUUGACCAUGGGCGAUUUUUUUCCUUAUCCCCCAAAAGUAAACCCAACAUUUUUGACUUGCCCCUCUAAAAAAGGUUAAUACCUUUUACUUUCCUCCCUUAAAAAGCUCAACAAUUUUGACUUUCCUCCCCCCAAAAACCUCAACGACUUUGACCUGAACCCCCCAAAAAGGGGUAGAUCACUGCCAGUUUUUUAUUUUGUGAGUAGAUCGCAGUCUCUUGGGAGUUGGACAUCCCUGCUGUAUCUUCUUCUUCUUCUUUGACAAUCACUCAUAGAGUAAGAUUGUCUUCCAUAAACACAGUUUGAACAAUGAGUUCAUAAGUGACUGUGGAGGCUGAUUCUGGAUCCACACAUCCUUCCACAGUGGGGACAUUGGUUUCCGGGCGGGAGUUGAUCACGAUGUGGAUUUGCCAAGCAUGCCUUCCUCUUAGCAAGUGUCUCUCUUGUGUCCUGAGUUCGAGUGUCUUCAAAGCCCAUGACGCCUUUGGUAAAGGCUGUUCUCCAACUGGAGCGCUCGCAGGCCAGUGUUUCCCAUUUGUCAGUGUUUAUGCUACAUUUUUUAAGAUUUGUCUUGAGACAGUCUUUAAACCUCUUAUGUAGACUACCAGCAUUACACUUUCCAUUUUUAAGUUCGGAAUAGAGUACAGUAGUUGCUUUGGAAGACUGUCAUCAGGCAUCCGCACAACAUGACCACUCCCAACGAAGUUGAUGUUGAAGAAUCAUUGCUUCAACACUGGUGAUCUUUGCUUCCUCCAGUACACUGAUAUUAGUUCGCCUGUCUUCCCAAGUGAUGUGUAAAAAUUUUUGGAGACACUGUUGAUGGAAUCUUUCGAGGAGUUGGAGAUGGUGUUUAUAAGUGGUCCAUGUUUCACAAGCAUAUAGGAAGGUUAGUAGUACAAUAGCUUUGUAAACAAGCAUUUUGGUUUCCCUGUGAAUGUCCUGGUCCUCAAACACUCUGCACCUCAAUCGGGAGAAAGCCGCACUCGCAGAGCUCAGGCAAUGCUGGGUUUCAGCAUCAAUGUUGGCCCUUGUGGAAAGAUAAUUGCCUAGGUAGGAGAAGUGAUCAACAUUUUCCAACGUUACACCAUUGAGUUGGAUUUGUGGUGCUGCAGAGGGGUUAUGUUGUACUUGUUGGUGCAGCACUUUGGUUUUUUGGAUGUUGAGUGAUAGGCCAAGCUUUUCAUAAGCAUCUGCAAAGAUAUUUAGGAUGGUUUGGAGGUCAUCCUCUGAGCGUGCGCACACUAUGUUGUCAUCAGCAUACUGAAGCUCUAUGACGGACCCCGCUGUAUAGUUUAAUGUGGAAGGUGGUAUAUUUCUAGUGCUCAAUCAUAUAUAUUUCUGGGGCUUUCAACAGGAUCUCUACUUGGCAAAUGUCAGCCAUCUAGUCCAUCUGGCAAUUCACUCCGCCCGCCCCGCCCCCUUAAAAAAAACCAUACCCAAUUUUGUGCCUAAUUUACACUUUUGAGGUUUGGUUUUCUAUUUUCUUUUCUUUGGAUCUUCUUUACUGGAAAUGUAUGCAUUAAUCACGUUACAAUACUAAUUUUCUGAAACAGUGCUGUUUAGAAAUAGAAAAUUUUGCACUCAACAUCACUGAGACAUGCCACACACACACACACACACACAUUGCAGUUGUCAGAGUUCUGAGCUUACUAAGAUGAGAAAUAGUGAAUACAUGUUUGGAAUAAUAGGCAGACAUCUUGAAGAAUUGGUUUUGAGACCCAACUGCCAGUCAAAUUUAAAAGUACUGCGCUAAAUAGAGCUAUGGCCUUUCCAUUAUACACAAUAGAUUUUUGUGUGGAAUAGAAGAAGCAGGAGACUGCAUUGUCUUGUAUUUCUUUUACAUUUCUACUUGAUAACUGAAUUGGAAAUUCUCUUUCACCGGUGAAGUGAAUGUAUUCAUUUUUAGUUACUGAUACAGUCUCUUAUUAAUCAUUGGUGGACCUUGCAGAGCUUCCUAGGUCAGAAGUACUGGUCUUACAUGUCUUUAACUUUGAUCAUAGGCAUUUCCAUCUGAAAGAUUCAGCUGCCCUGAUUGAGGACCCCACCCUUUUUUUUCUUCUGUUGGUGUAAAUGUAGCUAAUUUAGUUUGCAUUCACAUAUUGAUGUCCUUCAAAAUUUUCGGGAAAACCCUAAUCACUGCUGUUAAAAGAAAGACGUGUCUUUAGAUUUUAGAAUAAAAAACUACUAAUGCAUGAUAUUUUCUGUUCAGUAACACAACCAAUGAGCAGAACUCCACUCAUAGGACACUGCUGCUGGAGGAAGAGGAAGUGUGAUUUUUGCUUCACGCUCCGUGAAAAGUUUGGUUGAAGGAACCUCAAAAGAACAGUGUGAGUGGUGGUACAACAAUCUGAAGAGCAAAGGGGGAUUAGUUUAAGUCACCCUCUCUCCUUCAGCAGAAGCCUCUCCUGAAUCUCAGUCUCUUUCACAAAUGGGACACUCUGGAUGCAACCCACUGACUUUCUAUCAGCUGAGGAGUCCUAGCUUUACUUGCCUGAAGCUUUUAGUAUGGAAACAAUAGAACUUUUGUUUUUAAACAAAGAUUAUGUGCUAGCAUCAAAUACAAAAUAUAAGAGAAACCACCUAAAAGUUUCUUUUCCAUAAAGUUUUCUCAAACAGCUGGUCAAAGUGGUGGAGACUUUUCAAGAGUUUCAAGUCCUAAAGACUUCCUUUGCUGUUCUUUCAUUUAAUCGGUGGGUAAACGAUAAUCUGAGAUUAAAUGAGGAGUUGAAUAUUUGCAUUUAUUAAUCAAUUAAAGGCAUAAUCCAAACUGACAGCUGCCUGGAGGGGCUUAAUGAACCAACAUUACCUACCACUGGUGCAUUUGAAUCGCUGUUGCACACACCAGCCAUGGCAGAAGGUGGGAACAAGGCAAAUCAAUGGGCCAGCAUGGAACUGGUGCAGCAGUUGGGCCUGGUGUCAGCAGUGUGGCUGUCUUGGUAGGCUCAUUUUGGAGCUUUCUGCUGGUUGCUGUUGAUGGGGAUCCCAGCAGCAGCAGUUCUGUCUACCUACAAAGCCAGAAACCUCACAUCAUCAAAGUGAUGCUGGCAGCACUUUGCAGGCAAAGGCUGGCAGGUCUCGGCAGAGGGAUACCACCCAAUUCCCUUACCUCCAGUCCAGUGCAAAUGGGAUUUGGAUUGCCCCCUAAAGUUUAUGGCACUAAAAAUAUCUAGUCUUCUUGCUGAAUGUCAUCUUUUAUACUCAGGGUUCAUAAUUAGCAGGGCGCCAGGUGCAUUUUGCACCUAAAGAUUCUCCAUUUGCGAUCAACUCCACAAGUCUGGGUGUCAUUUGUACGAGGCUGGCACUCAAAGAUUACUGAAAUGUAUGUGCUUUGAAGCCUCAACGUAUAUGUUAAGGAUAGACAAUAAAGGAGGUAAGGAGUUUGUUAAGGAGUUUAAUAAUGAAGAGUAGAGUGUGUUGAAAACUGAAGUUUGGUACAAAUAUUUUUAUUGUAAAAACCAAAUUAAACAUGUAUUAACAAUUUCUGCUAAAAUGUGAUAUUAACAAUGUGUCACUUACGUAAACUGCAUAUUAGUUCACCCUUAUCAAAAUAAUGGGUUGGGACGCGGGUGGCUCUGUGAGUAAAACCUCAGCGCCUAGGGCUUGCCGAUCGCAUGGUCGGCGGUUCGAAUCCCCACGGCGGGGUGAGCUCCCGUCUUUCGGUCCCAGCUCCUGCGCACCUAGCAGUUCGAAAGCACUCUUAAGUGCAAGUAGAUAAAUAGGUACUGCUUUACAGCGGGAAGGUAAACGGCGUUUCCGUGUGCUGCGCUGGUGCUGGCUCGCCAGAGCAGCUUCGUCACGCUGGCCACGUGACCCGGAAGUGUCUCCGGACAGUGCUGGCCCCCGGCCUCUUAAGUGAGAUGAGCGCACAACCCUAGAGUCAGACACGACUGGCCCGUACGGGCAGGGGUACCUUUACCUUUACUUUAUCAAAAUAAUAACUAAAAAGGGUUGCUGACACACACACCCAGUGGCAACUAGACAUUCUGUUUUGGCGCCCACAACCCAGGUCAGAUCUAGAAAUCUGGAAACAUAGACGAUUUGAGUGCUUAAUGUGUGUGUUCCUGUUUACUUUUAAUUUGGGGAAAUUUCUCAAAGGACGAAACCAGAUGAAAUCCAAUGCGUCCCCUGCCUUUUGGACCCCCUUGUAAAACUUUCUCAGGUGUGAUGCUGAAAGUAGAUCUUAGUUAAAGGUCUCUUGUUUACAUCCAGUUAUGUUUCUACAGCCACAACAUGCACCCACAUAGCAAAAAAGGAAAUGUUCUCUAUCCAGGGAUUCUUUGAAUCUCUAAGGAAUCUCCAGGAUUCCUUAACAAAAACAAGAUGACUUCGAAAUUCUUGAUUAAAAGCUUGGGCUUAAAGGAUGCAAAAACCAUACUAAUGUAAUGAAAUACGUUUGUGGGCUUUCUGGAAGCAGAACACAAUAGGAAAACUUUACUGAUCUUAUCUUAACCUAAAGAUUUGGGGGAGGAAGGUUCAGUAGAAAAUGGAGUGAACAGAAAAGUGCUGAGGAAUUCUGUUUGAAUCAUCCAAGCAGAGUUCUGAACUCUUCAUGUAUGCUAGGCAGUGUGAUGUGGUGUCUACAACAAAGAUUUGUACUUCCAUAAAUAGGUAAAAAACAUGAUAUUUACCUUGACCAAUGCCAGGACACUGUGCUAGUCUCACUUACAGAGGAUUUCAUACAUUGGUCACUUUGCAAAAUCAAAGUAUGUCUCAUGUCUUAUUUGAAAGCAUUGAACUGUCAUGGGGAAAUGUCAUGGGUUUUGAUUUCCUUUUUAAGAUGGGCCUGUCAAUUCCAUGCUAUUCUGGUGCACUUGAUAGUUUUUGGAAUGAACAAUUUUGUCAGUAGAAGCAUUCAUUUUUUGGGUCAUGCUGUCUGUCUUGAAGCCCUAGACAAUAUUCAAGCUUAGUUAAUUACUGGUGGUUAUUGUAUACUAAACAGGUCUGCUCAAUUAGCCACCUGUUAUUUUAUCUAGGUGUGAAAGCUGGCACCUAAGAUGAUAGUCUGACCCAAGAAUGUGGCAUGAAUCCUAAUUAAACUGUAUCAGACCUAGUCAGGAACAGGUCUUGAAUGCAGAAAUGACAUGCAGGUGUUUUUUAAAGUCAAGACAAGCAAUGGAAAUGAUUGGUAAUCCUUCAGUUAACUUCUCUUAGGAAAACUGCUUCCUUACUAGUGUCUUAAUAUAGGCGUGUAAUUUCUUUUUUUUCUUUUUUUAAAUGAUAUUUAUUAAGGUUUCCCAAAAAAAGGUUACAUAUAUAAAAAAAAGAAAAAUAGAGAAAAGAAAAAAUACAAAAUACAAAAUACAGAAAAAAUAAAAGAGACUUAAAAAACAAAUCAAUCUUUCCAUACCUUACAUUUCAUUUACUUGUUUCCCUGACCUCCUCUCGCCUCCCUUUUUUGUAUUCCAGUUCAGUUGAUUAAUUCAGCAAUUCCUUUCCCUCUUUAUUUUUAUCUUAAUCCUUUAACUUAAUAUAUUAUAGCUUUAGAUUCUCACCUGUUAACAAUCCAUUUUUACAUACACCUUUAUAACAUUGCUACUAAAACCACUUAACUUCAUUCUGACAUCAUUCUAACAUUCAUUAAUUUUGCAGUAUUUCUGUAAAUAGUCUUUAAAUUUCUUCCAAUCUUCUUCCACCGACUCUUCUCCCUGGUCACGGAUUCUGCCUUGUCCAUAAGUGUAGAUACCACUCCGUUCAUAUCUCCCAUCAAAAUCACAUUAUAGUCCAAAUAGUCCAUCAAGGUCUCAUGCAACUUUUUAAAGAAUUCAGAUUUCCCCUCAUUUGGUGCAUAAACUCCUACUAUUAAAAAUUUCUCUCCUUGUAUUUGAAUUUCAAUUGCCACAAAUCUUCCUUGGUCAUCUUUAAAGAUAAAUUUUGGUGAUAGUCUCUCCUUUGCAUAAAUCACUACUCCUCUUUUUUUAACUUUAUCCGAUGAAAUAAACUCCUGGCCCAGUCUUUUGUUGAUCAAUACUUUUCUAUGUAGCCUUGUCACAUGUGUUUCCUGUAGACAAAUCAAGUCCAAUUGUUCCUUUUUUAAUAAAUGAAACACUGUUUUCCUUUUCUGGGGGGAAUUGAGACCAUUACAAUUCCAGCUUAAAAGUUGCAGAGCCAUGAUGUUGUUACUUUACUUUCCUCCAACUGCACCAAGUGCCUGUUCCUGCUCUGUCGGUGGUAUCACCUUCUCUGGGCAGUCUUUUAAUCCAAAAGGUAGUUUUGCUAUGUCUAAUAUUCCUCUUUCUAGUGCUCUUAACUCUUCUCCAGAUUCUUUCUGCAGGUCUUCUCCGUGGUCUUUCAGAAAUCUUUCUUUGUCGUCCACUGAUCUUAUUUUUAUCUUUCUUCCUUUGAAGCUAAAAGAUAGGCCUUGGGGAAAUUCCCACCUAAAGAUGAUUCCAUUACUUCUCAACAGGGCAACCAAAUCUCUAUAAUUGGACCUAAGGUCCAAAAGAUAUUUCGGAAUGUCUUUAAAUAUCUCCACCUUUGACUGAUGUAUUUCCAAAGUCUUCUGGAAGUGCAGACUCAAGAUUUUAUCUCUCUCUUCUUUUGUUCGGAGGGUGAACAAACAGUCUCUCACCCUGUUCUUCUUCCCUCCUCUUCCAAGCCUGAAAGCACUCACUAUCUUAAAAUCUUCCUUCUCCAAAUCUGGGUUCCAAAAGUCUGCAAAUUCUUUCAUAAGAAAGUCAGGCAGAUUGUCUUUCUCAAGUUCAGGUACGGCCCUGAUCCUCAAAUUCGUUUGUUUCUCCUUCAAUUCAAUCAUAGACAAUAUCGACCUGUGGUCUUCAAGUUGCCUGUGUAUCGGUGGUAUCUUCUCUUCUACAGAAACUGCUAUUUCCUUUGCUUCUUCAGCUGUCUUUCGGGUCAGUGUAGAUUCCUGUAGCAGUUUCUCAAUAGUUUCUGUAUUAGUAUUUACCUUCUGUCCCAAAUUGUUGAUACUUGUAGUAUUUUGAUCAAUUUUAAUUGAUGCUUCAGCUACUUGUUUACUUAGUUUUUCCAAAGAUUCAUUAAUUUUGCCUAGUGCCUGAGCUAAAACAUCCUCGGAUGCCAUUCCUUUAGGUUUAGGUUGUGCAAAUGCAGCCCCUGAUAAUGGGACAGAGGGGCCAGAUGUUGAUGCUCUUCGCUGCAGCCCAGCGUCUGGGCAAAAUGAUCUACCAGACCUCGUUUUUUUUUCCUGAGGCAAAUCUAUCUUCUCCUUUCCAUCUGCCAUAACACUCUAGUUAGAGCCCAAGGUCAGUCCCACGACCAGAACUUGUUUUGAAGUGGAAAAUUCCCCCGGCCCAGUUGUUAUUGUAACAAUUUAAACUUCCUCUAGGGGGACGCAGUAGCAGUCAGAAGUUGUUACCUUAAAAUAAAUAACCUUUUUUUUUUUAAUCCCCCGAUUCACAAAAUAGACGACAGUUUCAAUUUCAGUUAUUUUCCAGUUUCUUUAAAACCAGGAGAAGCCAGCCAGAAACAUUGUAUCUCACUUGCAGAGUUAGCUGUCAAAAAGUCCUCUAUUCAGCAACAGCGCGUUUCACAGUGUGGCAUUCUUAUUGUCCAUUGGCAGCCCGUUCCCAGGUUUUAAGCGGUGGAUUUUAGCUUCCUUUUCUCUCUUUUUGCAGGGAAAUACAGUUCACACCUUUCCCCCCUCCUCCCCUGCAGCCAAGGGGGGAAAUCAGUUGUUUUGAUGUUAGAAUGGUAAUCCUGUUCAAACGUCUUACAAGGUUUUAGCUUACAAGUUCAUUGCUUUACUCUAUUUACAAAGAACGGAAGGAAGACUUCCUGUUUAUGCCUCCCCGCUUCGGUAUCAAAUUGCGUCUUUAUUCUCCUUUAUUUCCCAAAUUAACCUACUCACGGGUAGUUGUUUUGUAGCCAAAUUGUCACAGGAAAAAGGUAGCGCUCUCCGGCAACGGCUGUGCGGCUUCACUCCACUGAGAAGCAGUUGACUCUCAGCACCGCGCCGCUUCCCCGCUUCACUCCGGAGCCCGUAAUCGGGCUCCUUUGCAGAUUGGGGGGGCGCAAAAGGUGCCCGCCGAGUCCCAUGGUCACAGGCUUCACCCGCCUGUGAUUUUUUCAAGGGUCCCCGCUUCGCCGUAGCGGAACAGACCCGAUUCCCGCAGAGCUAGUCCCUCCGGAUCAGAGGGAGUCCGCCAUUACCGAUGGCGCCACCCCGGAAGUCCCCAAUAUAGGCGUGUAAUUUCUAGCUUUAGGUUGUGUGUGCCAUAUUACUCUCUAUGUCAAGAGUAAUAUAGGUAUAUAAUAGGGAUGUGUGUGUGUGUGUGUGUGUGUGCGCGCGCGCGAUUAUAUGUUAUUUAUCCUGGUAAUCCUGACAUAGGUUCUGAAGUAACUGAAGCAUGUGUGAGGGGUCAUUUGGGUUAGUAUGUACAACUCUUACAGAUACAGUGGACACUCAGGUUGCGAAUGUAAUCCGUGUGGGAUGCAUGUUUGUAACCCGCAGAGUUCGCAACCCGCAGCAGCACAUCUACACACACGUGGGUUGCGAUUCAGUGCUUCUGCGCAUGUGCAAAGCACGAUUUAGCGCUUCUACUCAUGCGCAACCACGAAACCCAGAAGUAACCCUUUCCGGUACUUCCAGGUUUCGGCGGUCCGUAACCCAAAAAAAAAGGCAACUUGAAGCGUCUGUAACCCGAGGUAUGACUGUAUGUUGUUUCUAAUGCUAUAUAUUGCAGGGGAUUGGACUAGAGGAGCCUUGGGGUCUCUUCCAGCCCUACAGUCCUAGAUUCUAUGUAUACAGAGGUCUAUUUAUGCAACAGGGCUUCCUCUCCUUUCCCUGCAAUGCUCUCAAAAAUUGCUCUGGAGGGUUCUCCUACCCUCUGGAGCAGAUUUUGAGGUUGCACAGGGGGUUGCCUAAGCAAGAUUGUGCAAGCAAAGCCACUUCCGGCCUGCCCAGGAGGUGGGGUUGCGGGCUUCACGCCCACCCCACGUGAGCGGGGGCUGGUUCCAGCCCCCACGAGAGCAGGAGAAUCCCGGCCGGGUCUGGCCCCCCCAGCCAGCCAAUCAGCUGGCUGGGGGGGUGGCCUGCCCUAUUUAGGGCCGGCGCGGAGGGGGCUCGCCCUCUUUUCGCCGGCUCGCCCUCACGUUUUCCCACCCUCCCUCCCUUUAAGUAGGCUUUAGGUAGGUCUUUGACUUUGCUAUGGACUUCGGUCUGUCGCCGCAAGGGGCAUGGUAGGAAUUUUUCCCAAUUGGCAAUUUCUGGCCUUUUGGUUUUUCGCCUACCUCGUAGCAACUCGUCACAACUUCUCGGCAUUGGCGGUAGGCAUUGGUAAGAAGGGGUUAAGAGGAUGUGGGGGGGGGAGGAACGCCAUCACCUCCCCCCAGUGAGCGAAGGGUGGUCCGUUAAAGGACUCCGGGGGGCGUGGCCCUGUCCGAAGCCUAUGGAGGUGUGGGCCAAAGGCACGCCCCAGAGGGGUGACCCGGGGGAGCUCCUAGUCGACGUGCCUCGGCAGGAGACUCCCCCAAUAUAGUGUUAACCCUUCCCCGUGUCUCCAGCAAAUGGGCUGGAGCCGGAUAGUCGUUAGGACCAAUGCCUAAGCCAAUGCCUCUCAUUCCUGAAUUCAAUAAAGUUGUGGCCUAAUUCGCCCAAUUAACCUUAAAUUAUGGUGUCUCGUGUCUUUAUUUAUUCUGGUGGGGGGCGGAAACUCGCCACGCAAGAUUGUGCUAGCAGGACAGCAGCAUCGGAUGUGAACCUGAGGUCUUUUCACUUCAUUCUAUUCUUUAAGAGUACUUUGCUUGUUUGGGUCUCAAGAAGGCAGAAAAGUUGUAAAAGCAUUUUGAUCAUAAGGAAUGUACCCUUCAGUAGAAUGGGGCAAGUCAGUCGAUCUUCUGACUGUCUCACUUUGUGUAUAUACAAAGCACUGUAGAAGGUGAAGCAUUUGAUGGCAUACCAAGAGGUUUGCAGGCAAACAAGUAUAUCCUUUGCCUCAUUUAGUAUGGAGAAUCCAUAAACAGGAUAAACUUGAAAUUAAGCAUGUAGUGUAGUUGUCAGCCUUUCGCGAUGGGCCUCUUGUGCUCUUAAUAGCAGAAAACUGGGAGAUGAAGCUUUGCCCACCUCAUCUCAAUGCCACAAUAAGCUAAGCUGAUGCUGUCAGUGACAGUGUGCGACACAGGAGACAGGCGAUACUGGGACCUGUAGUCUCUUUUUAAAAUUAAACUGUUAAUAUUUCUACAGUUCACAAGUCAGUUUUUAAAUGGCCAUGUCAUUUCCUGCAUAGCUUCUAAGCAGGGGAGUGACUGCUUAUUUGGCUUUGUAACUUGUUUUGUUUUUUGUUUCCACAUUGUUUGCUUUGUUAAAAUUACUGCAUGUAUGUGAAACCAGUAAAUGUCUGACUAUGCAAAACAGAAUAUAACAAUUUGCAAAAGAUCUUUUGCAUCCAAUCUUGUAUUUAGUGGAUUUUUUGGAGCAAUUUUUUUCCUGGCUGAAUAAUAGUCAUUCACCACAGUGACUUGCAGAGACGUGAAGCUGGAUGGGCUGGUCAGUUUUGAGUUGCUAACCUUCCAUUUCCAGCUCUUUCAAAAUAGCCUAGCAAGUUUAUAAUUGAACUGAUGAUGCAACAGAGGAGUUAGUCAGUUUUCCCCUGUAGGAGAAAUUUAGCUCAGCAGUAUACUAGAUAGACAUAGUUAAUUCUGUAAAAAAUAGAAUGAGCUGACCAAUUCUUUUCUGGGCCAGAAUUGCUAAAUACCUCAGUACCUGGUUCAGUCUUAGCAUCUUCAGAUAUGUCUGUGAGAGUGUUUGAAACUCCCAUUGUUCUAGGUGCAUUUUGCGACAGGGAAUCAUUAAUGGUGAACAGUUUCUGAGCUCCGGGUGCAGAAACUGUGCCCAAGAUUUCAGAUUAAAACUGCAGAGUGGAAGGAAAGGAGGACCCUUUUCUGCCUCCUCACUUCUAGCUACUCUCUGAAGACUGGAGAAGAAACCCUCUUAAGAAUAUUAUGGGGGUAGGUAGGGGAAGGACUAGACCAUGUGAAAAAUGAACAUAAUAUUUUAGCUGCAGUUCAUUCAUUUUCAGCUUGUAUUCUUGUUAUAAAAAGGCACGCCUAGACAUUCCAUUGUUGCACCCAUAACCUAGUUUUAAGGUGCCAUUUAGCUCCUAGCUUUCAUAUAUCUGUUUCUAGCACUGGUCUGUGUAGAUUUUCAAACUGGGAUGACUUCCCCAUCCUGUAAGAAAGUGGAGGGGGGCGCUUACAUGUAUCCCACUCAUGUGUGACUGUGCUUACGCAGGCCAUAAAUAAAUAAAUAAAUAAAUAAAUAGAUAGAUAGAUAGAUAGAUAGAUAGACAGACCUGCCCUUGCUUGGGACUACUGCCCGGAAGUCACUUGGGGCUGCCGCCCAAGUGAGGGAAGGCAGCCUUCAAGCGACCAGCAGUGCGGGGCGAGAGAUGCCUUUUCUCCACCUCUGCCGCUCCACCACGUGUCUGCACCCCCGUCUAGACCAUCACAGCUACUUUUGCUUUUUAUGCACAGAAGUAGCUUCACCCUCUUUAUCUCUUGCCAUGUGAAAUUACUAAUCCUGGUUUUAUCUGGAAAACGUCCAAAAACUAUAGUAAAACUUGCAUUUCAAGGUGUAUAUCAUGAGAACCAGUGAGGGGUAAGUAUUAGUUUUGGACUAUGCCCAUUGUCCUAGGAGAUCAGGGUUUGAAUCCCUACUUAACCAUGAAUCUCAUUGAGUGAUCUACCGCCAGUCACUGUCCCUCAGCCUAACCUAUCUCAAAGAGUUGUGAUGAUAAAAUGGGGAGAACCAUGUGUACCACCUUGAACUGCUUGGAGGGAAAGGUGGUAUAUAAUACAUAUAAUAAAUAAAAUUUGUGUGUGGCAAUAUUAGAAACAUGAUUUAACAAGCUGAUAAAUCCUGCAGGAGACAUAAAUUCAUAUUUAAAUAGAUCCAUGCUCAUUUAAACACAAGUGUGCAAAUAACCAGUUGCCCAGGAUGGCUACAUUUUUCCAUUAAUUUGGACUUUAGAAUCCAAGGAAUAUUAGCCUUUUGGUUAAUAUCUAAUAUGUUGAGCUUUUAUAGUUUCAGGGAAAACUAGGUAACAGCAAUGUGAAAUACAGUGGUACCUUGAGUGACAAACGCUUCAGGCUACAAACUCCGCUAACCUGGAAGAGUUACCUUGAGUUGAGAACUUUGCCCCAGGAUGAGAACGGCAAUUGUGUGCCAGCGGCAGCAAGAGGCCCCAUUAGCAAAAGCAUGCCUCUAGUUAAGAACGGUUUCAUGUUAAGAAUGGACCUCCGGAAUGAAUUAAGUUCGUAACUAGAAGUACCACUGUACAGCCACUGUGAAUAAAUGUGGCCACUAGGGGGUCCAGUAGCAACAUAAUACCGUAUUGAGCAAAUCCUUUUACAGCCCAGCUUGAAAAAAAGAGAGAAAUAAGGAAACAUACCUAUAUGGACAAGGCUGACAUAGUAAAGUAUCUGUCUAGCACUGCUGGAGGGAAGGUAGUGCCUAAGGCAGUGUUUCAGCAGGAGUAUGGCUUAGGCUGGGUAUAUCAGAAAGAGGAGCUAUGACUUAACUUAAUUAGUCACUUGUUUUUUAAUAUUACAGAGUUGAGUCCAGACUGAGUAUUUGCAGGAAAUAAAUGGCUUCAGUUGAAGUGUUUGUACCUUCACACAAAUGAGGCCCUCUUCAGGAAACCCUCAUCUAAAAAUUGCUCAAAUUAUUUCCAUGUCUCAAAUCUUCCUAAGACAAUAGACUUGGGUGGAGAAGCUGUGGCACUCCAGAUUUUGUUGGACUCAACUUCCAUCAGUCCCUGCCAGCAUGACCAAGGAUCAGGGAUGAUGGGAGCUGUAAUCCAUCAUAACCUAAAGAUCCAUAAGUUUCUCAUCCCUUCAACAGACUGACUUCAUCGCAAACGUAGGCAUUUCUGGAUUAUAGUUAUUUUUCAUUUUACUACAUUCUCAGCUCCGAGCUUGAUUUGGUACACUUAGCUAAUGAUGUGCUUCCAGGAAUGCAGUUGGUUAAUACAGGGUGAGUCCUUUAAAUGUUCCACAGGGCCUCUUUUAAAAGACUCACCCUGUACAUCUUAGGGGGCCACCAGAUUCUGGUACAGUGUUUGCAGAAUUUAAGGGAAAUAAAGAAUCCAAUGUCUUUGGAAGUAUCAAAAAUCUGUAGAUAUGAGCAGGAAGUAUAAUACCAGGAUGUUACCAUCUUGUGUUGCCAUUAACCCCCAUCAUGCUUUCCUCGAAGGGGCAUUGUGUGAAUAAAAGGGCUGUGCCACCUUUCCUCUGGGCCUACCCUGAUGACACAUGGCUUUUUUUUACCCUACCUUCUCUGUCCACACAUUAGCAUGGACAUCUGAGGCAGGGAACACGAUGUAUGUAGACUUCCCAUUUCAGGCCUCCACAUUAAUAUGUAGAUAGUGGUACUGCAGAGAGCCAUGCAUCAGGGUGGAACUUGAGACAUAGCCAUUGGCUCACUCUAGUAGUGGGAAAGGACUAUCAUUCAACAUCAAUAUGAAGUCACACAGAAAGUGCAUUCAGAUAAGUAAUUGCACGUUUUUUAAAACUAAUAUAAUUGUAAACAGGAUCUCUUUACGGAAGGUUGUAUUGGUUUAAUCACCUAUACUCAAGAAGAACAUGCGAGCACAUGUUGUGCAUGUACAUUGCAUAUCUCUGGAAACUUGCUGCCAUCUAGCUGUUGGGUUCAAGACAAUGGCUCCUCCAGUUCUCACCUGUCACUAUUUCCACAGCGUGGUGCUAUGAGACGACGUUAUGAGGAUGAUGGCAUCUCAGAUGAUGAAAUUGAGGGGAAACGAACAUUUGACCUCGAAGAGAAACUUACCACGAACAAAUUUAAUGCCGAUUUUGUGGUCUUCAUGGAAGGCAAAGGUAAGCAUCAUGCCAAGCUACCUUUCUAAGAUUCAGAUAUCUGUGAGCUCUUUUUUCUAUUGCAGUAAUAAGCAACAAGUGUGUUUUGACUCUCUAGAUGUGCUUAAGCACCAUGUGUAUUGGAACUCCAGCUUCCUAUUUUAAAAGAACCAAAUUGAAAUGCAUCAUGAUUGCAUAGAGUAUUUGAAAAUAAAUUGUUCUACCUCUCACGUUUUACGCUAAAGUAUGGCAAUAUGGUGAGGUGGACUUCCCUUAGGCUUGUGUAAUCUUGUUUUUAAGCAGAACUCCAUGGCCUGACCAGCAUGAAGAACAAUUACAAAAAUGCAUUUUAAGAACUUUUAUUGUAGUUGCAUUUCAUUAUUUGAAAUAUAACAGUGCCUUGUGAAAUAAAUCACAAUUUUUAGGGUUCCAGGUAGGAAACAGGAGCCACAGUCAUGUCAGCCACAGGCAAAAGUCCUAUAUUCAAGAUUAUAUUGUAAAAAGACAAUGCCCUUUAAGAAACAUUUAUUGUUGUCACUUAUUCUCACAGUAACCAGAAAUAUAGGUACUUCUGAAACACACUAUCCAUACUAAAUGGUGAUCCUGAUUAUUAUGUGAUAUUAAUAAGGCGUCUUGGGGAAAAUCUGCUAGCUAUUUAUCAUCUAAAUGAAAAACUAUAGAUAUAUGUAGUUCGGAUUCUGGGAGCAGGAAGCUGGUGGUCUCCUAGAGGUCUGUCAGUAGUAUACCUUGUGAUCCUUACUGACAUUGUGCCCACCACUGCAGUGUAGGGUACAGAUGUUAUUUUCACAAGGAACUGUGGCCAGCCAAAGGCAAUGAUACCAUUUUUUAUGCAUCUUUCUGUGACGGACCCAUUGUGAUCCUUUCUAAUAUUGGGCUUAGUCAUGGGACCUCUAUCCAGACAGCAAAAUGGGGCCACCCACAGACAAGACAGUUCUGCAUACAAGGUGGAUUCCCCUGGGGUUGAGGAACAUUUGAUUCAUGUGAGUGUUUUAAACUUUUUGUGUUCAGUAGGUUACCUGUGAAUGGGCUGCAUAGUGAAUACUGCUGUUGUGAAUGUAGAAGGGGAGGAUGGCAUAUAGAAGGAAAAGCUUUUUAGAACUAGAAAUGUCCCUUUCUGAACUCAAGAGGACUUAACUCUGGGAGAAUUCAUUGCACCUAAUUUUGCAUUUUUACUACUUGUGCAUCUCCUUUGUUGUCCCUUCUUGAGGCACCUGCUGGACAAUGUUGUCCUUGAAAAAUAGCAUCAGCUAUCGCUUAAUGACUUGCAUUACUGUGGGAAAUUCUGUACAAAAAUGUUUUUUGUUUUUUUUAAUUGGUCAGUUCCUCAGCUGUAGAUAGGAGCCAAGAUUUGGAAUAGUUCUGAAUCUGCUCCUUGGAAGUGUACCACUUUGGAACGCAGCUGAUUGAAAUGCCUUUAAGUGAACGAGCAAGGGAAUAGAGAAGGAUUGGAAUACUGUUUUGCCUUUCAACUUUGAAGUAGCAAUUGGCCAAAAUCCUUGCAUAAGACCAUCUGAAAGCUAGAGUGGAUAAUUUGGGCGGAGAAUCAACAUAAAGGUUUUUGUGUCAAUGUCAACCCUUUGAUUAACCAGUAUUAUAUAUGUAUGCAUGAAUCUGAAUACUCAUAGAUGUCUGCCAAAUUAAGGGUCAUGUGGCUGCAAGUGAAUAAUCUAUUGCUCUGGACAGUGUCACUAGCAUUCUUUAUACUUUGUCUCCCUUUUUAAAAUACAGCUUUUUCCCAGUACCUUCUUGUCAGCUGCUAGCCUCUCUUAACAAAUGUUGUCUUCUCUCCUCCCGACAGACUUCAAUGUGGAAUAUAUUCAGCGUGGUGGCUUAAGAGAUCCAUUGAUCUUCAAAAAUUGUGAUGGACUUGGAAUAAAGUAAGUGUUGAUGCAAAGUGUUUGCCAUUAGUUAAGUUGUUCACUGUUGCUAGUAAAGUAACCCUAAUCAGGACUGGUGAAAUGAUGAGGUAUAAUGGGACAAUUGCCAAAGGCAGUAGGCACAAGGGAUAGCUAAUUGGCAUCUCACAGGCCCCUUAUUUGAUUAAUUAUUGGCUUGGGCAGCCAGCUGCCAACCAGCAUGGCUCUUUACCACCUCUUCUGCCACAUCUUCCCUGCCUUGCUUUUCUCUGAGAAAGGAUGAAGGUGUGAGGCCUUCUGGGUGUUGUGGCCAGAAGAAUGCCUGACACCUACAUCAGCUGGCGGCAGUGGCUGUUUUAAAAUUUGGGGGGAAAUGUAAAGUUGCUUGUAACUUUAGAACAAAAACCAAAACCUAAGUUUAAAACUGUCUUUCUAGAUGACAACACAAACUGAGCUCAAGUAGUCUCCUGGCAAUCUUGCUCAGAAGGCCUCACUCUGAAAAAGCCCCCCGCCCCAAAAAAACCCACAGCUCUUCUUCUGAACAAGAUAGGAAGGGGGUGGAGAAACUGCUGGCACUGCAGCAAAGAAAAAUAAAAUUUAAAAAUGUAUGAGAAGGCAGGGAGGAGGAAAGUGAGAGGGAAGAAGCCAGCAUGACCAGCACUGCAAAAAGCAGUGGGGUACCAGCCUACCUCAGAGCAGUCCCUUGUGUGCAGAGCUUGACCUCAGUAUGCAGCAAAUUUCCCAGAAUGCGUCUCCUAUAUAGCUGAAGAAGCUUCUAAUUCAAAUUCAGGAUUCCAUCCCAGCCAGUGGGUUAAACAUUGAAUCUCAGAAGCUGCAGUCAUAUUGUAUCCAGUCCUGUUUGCUGGCAUUUUCCUCCUUGUUUCAUCCCCACUACAGUAAUAAUCUUCUGACUCACUGAAAGAUAGUGCAGCAAGGUCCUUGACUCGCAGCAUGCAUAGUGAGUCUUCCGAACGUGUACCUUCCAUAAGGACUUAAGCCAGAGGUUUUCAACCUUUUUUGGUCCAUGGCUCCCUUGACCAGCUACAUUCUUUAUGCGGCACCCCUGUGGGGCUCAGGAACCCAGUUAUGUCACCCCUUGCCUGCGGAGCUGGAAGCCUCUCAGCCUUUUUCAAACACCCUCCCUUGUGGAAUGUUCCCUCAGCCUUCUCUCCCGUCUCCUUGGGAGUUACAGGGGCAGCAGCUGCUGCUGCCUCUGGUCUCUGAGCUGCCCCCCCCCCCACUUCCCCAAAGAGAGGUGCCUCCUCACACUGCCCCACAGGGGCCUGGGAAGCACCCCCUGGCCAGCCCCAGAGGCACCAUUUGCCAGAGGAGCUUGUAGCCAGGGCUGCUGUAACAAACAGCUGUGCAAGCUUUUGAGAGGCAGAGACGCAAGGAGGGAAGGAAAGCGGGACAGAGGAUAGUGUUGCCCACAGCACCGCUGACUAUCAUUCAAGGCACCCCAGGGUGCCACAGCACACUGGUUGAAAACCACUGACUUAAGCUGUGGACCCAAAGUGUUCCUCUUGCUGCUUUAAUCAUGGGACAGAAUACAGCCAUGGUUUGUUCUGCUUUCAAAGAACAUUCAUUCAUUCAUUAGAUUUAUGAGUCCUCAUUAGUCCUUAUGAGUCCAUUCAUUAGAUUUAGAGUCCUCAAAGUGGCUAACAGCAUUUCUAAAACACAACUGAUACCAAGAACCACAACCACCUUCCUUGCUUCAUUUUCCUCCCAAGAUAAUCUGGCACAAGUAAUUGGUACAAACAUGCCAGCCUGCCUUGCACUGACGCUGGCAUGGCUGCAGCAAUUUUCCUUCUGCAAAGGUGUUUUUUAAUUACAUAUAUACACACUGCUGUCCAAUAUAAAAUACUACUGCUACUUACAGUGACUAACUACAAGGAGUUAAAACAAUAAAAUGCACACAAUAGCGUGGGGAAACUGCAGAUAAAACACUGAGUAAAGAUGGCAGAAAAAUAAACUCUCAGUUUAAAACUCUGGGGAAAAGUAAAAGUUCUGGUGUCUGAACAACAGCAAAAUAUGCACCAGGCAAACCUACUUGGUGAGAAUUCCACAGCUUGGUUGCCACAAGAAGGUCCUCUCAGAUACCACUCACCUUGCCUCUGUUUAGGAGAGCCAGACAGCAGUUCUUGGGCAGGGUUAUGUGAACCCGUACUUUUCGCACCAUAGGACGCACCGGACAAUAGGACGCACCUUGUUUUAGAGGGGGGAGAACAAGAAAAAAAAAUCUCCCCCUCUCUGCCCAGCGCCCCUUCAGCGAAGCGGCAGGAGGCGCUGCGCAGAGAGGGGGAGAAUUUCCCCCCUCUUGUUUCCCCCCUCUAAAACAAGGUGCCGUUUAAGGUGCGUUCAGUCGCCUUCAGGCGGCUACCUUGGAAGCCUGGAGAGCGAGAGGGGUCGGUGCGCACCGACCCUCUCGCUCUCCAGGCUUCAGGUUCCUUUCGACCUGCUCUUUGGGGCUGACGGGGGGAAGCCCACCACCAGCCCCAAAGAGCAGGUCGGGGAGCGGCGGAAAGCUUCCAUGGCUUCUUUAGCCCCGUGCGCGCUCUCCCGGCUGGAGAGGUGGCGCGCGGCUUAAGAGGCUCCGGCCAUAGCCACGCGUCACCUCUCCAGCCAGGAGAGGGUCGCGGGGCUAUGGCGUCUUCGCUCCAUAGGACGCACUCACAUUUCCCCUUCAUUUUUGAAGGGGAAAAAGUGCGUCCUAUAGACCGAAAAAUACGGUAUGUUCUAGUACUCUAAAUUCUGCUUGGAAAUGGACCAAUAACCAGCAAAGAUGUUUAAUCACCUGUGAGAGAUGUUCCCACCAACUGUUCCCAGUCAGAGGUCCAGCCCUUGUGCAGGCCAUUCCAGUAGUCUAAUCUGUAGGUUGCUAGCCAGUGGACAGAUUGAGGUACGGCUAUCAGGAAGGGGCUGCAGCUGGCACUUUUUUUUCAGUUUAGAGCAGUACCGAAACAGCUGCACCUAUAGUUGGAGAAAAGAAGCCCUAGAACUGGCUAAGACCAUGUUAGGCAGUAAGUAUAACACUCUCUCCCAUCUGUCUGCUUGAGAAUUAUUGCCCUUUAGAAAGUGAGCCACACUUGCAAUGACAGCAAACGAAGAUGGGGGCACAGGAUUUGUAUGUUUCCACAUUUACUCUUUGAAGGCUGAAGCAAACCUAUGAAGUUUUUGUAGUUCGUGUCCGAAGUGCCCAGGAUAAAAUUGCAUGGUGAAGGGCUAUUGGGUGAUUAUUGCAUUAAUUUUUUUUUCUUUCAUUUUACAGGAUGCCAGAUCCAGACUUCAGUGUGAAUGAUGUACGACUCUACGUAGGUAAUUAUGCACUCCUGUUUUUUAGUAGCUCAGAGUAUCGGCUGUGUGUAACAUAUGAACAAUCUGAAAUAUGACAUGGAAUUUGGUUUUCGUUACACAUAAUUUUUUUUAUUAAAGAAACCCUGACUUUGUGGGAAAAUAGCUGAAACUUCUUCAAAAUCAGGGGGCUUUGAGCGGAUAACCUAUACCCUGUCCUCCCAUACAUUCUUUAAUCUUUUUUCUAUACUCUGGUGUCCCUCCCACCUUUCCUACUACAAUUUCUAGCCCAAGUAGCCACAUAUUUCUGUGUCCUGAUAGGGAGUCGAAGGAUGGUGGACGUCAUGGAUGUAAACACACAAAGGGAUAUUGAGAUGACCAUGGCACAGUGGGCACGCUAUUAUGAAACUCGAGAGGAGGAGCGAGAGAAGCUGUAUAAUGUCAUCAGCCUGGAAUUCAGCCACACACGGCUCGAGAACCUGGUGCAGAGGCCAAAUACAGUAAGCAGAGACCCUUGCCCUGCCAACAUCACCCUGCUUUUUCCAUUUCAUUUGAAUAGAUAUGGGGCUUCAUAAGUUUUAAUUUGAAUUGUUUGAAGAAGGGAAUUAUUUCACAUCCAUUUGGGUAAAUUCCAGUCAGCUGAUUGAUGCCAAUUAGUUUUUACAGAUACCUUCUGGUUCCUAACUAAAUGUACCUGUAACACUACACUUCAAAUACUCAUAAUCAUAUAGGGUGACUUAGAUCCUCAUAUUUACCAAUAGCCAUCAAUGUAAGAGAGGAAUCCAAGAUGUAACCCAUACUUUCAAUAAAAUCAUUAGUGCUAGUGAGAAAUAAAGACGCUGUUUACAGUGGUGAGUGAAGUUAAGUUUGUGUAGUAUGAAUCAUCUAUGUGGCAACGUAAGUUAACUUUAAGGAUGAUACUUUAUAGUAGUGUGAAUUUUGUGAGAAGAAUUCAAGUAGUGCUGGCUAAUUUCUAGCCAAGCCUUAAUUACUUGAAUCUUGUCCCUUCAUUAGCUCAGUAGCAAAGUUCUGUAUACAUUGGCUAAUGUAGUUCUGCGUAGUCAUUUUGAACAUUUUAAAGCUGCAUGCUAUCAGUGCACAGGUUCUUGCAAGGGCUUACACAUUUAAAUACAAAUUAGUGUUUAGCAGUAUCUCAGCUAGCUGCCCUAAUUGAGUAUAAAUGUUGCAGGUUUUGUGAUGUGAAGAAGGGAGAGCAAACCAAGCUCCUUGAGUAAGUCAUAGUUAUGCAGUUAGCAAAUGUGAGGGAAAUGGCUUAUUAUUUUUAGAAUGGUAAUGGAUUCUUACGAACAUGUAAACAUUAAGGGCAGCUGGAGCAGAACUUUUCAUUCCUGAAUAACUACUUAGAUGCAAGGCCAUUCACCAUGAUUCCAUCUUCUAGUCAUGGUUGUAGUCUAGACUUUGUAAUAAACUUCCAUAGGAAAGUUAUUGCUGAUGGCAAUUGCAACUUGGGUGACAUAGAAUACACUGCUUGGAAUGAAACAUUGGAUAGACAUCGUACACAAGUGGAAAUAAAUCUGCAGAAGCCAUUUUACAAAAUGGCCACAAGCCAUGCUCUUGCAGCACCAUUCCCAUCAUGCAAAGAUGCAUUUACCACGCCUCUGACCCAUUCAGUCACCCCAACUCGGCUAGCUUUAAUAAGCCAAGAUGGACAAGGAGCUAAUGAGCAUGUGGUCAGCACAUCACUGCAAGUAUCCUGUCCACAUCCUCUGACUGCAUUUACUAGACCUGCAUUUACUAGACCUGAUACCAAAAGACUGGCUGGACAUUACAUUGGACAUCUCAGUAGGCAUCUAAAUUGCUACGGAGUCAAGUGACUUUAUCCUCAAAGUGUUCAGCCAUCCAGUUAUAGCUAGACACCAUGUACUCCAGAGGUGUACUCUCUCUUCAGAAGUAAGUAGCCUCCAGACCACACGGAACAACUCUGAGGCAGUGGAGUAGGAUGUCUUUGCUGCCCUCACUGCCUCAUGGUAGACCAGUUAGGAGCCCGAACACAUGGAGCCCAAACCACAUGGUAAACCAGUUAGGAGCCCUCCAAAGUGAGAUUUAUGUCACUUACGCUCCAGUCCUUGCCCAGUCCAUUUCAUCAUCUGCAGCUCCUUAGUAUAUCAAGGAUCAAAACAGACUCCACAGCACCAGAGCAAUUGUGUCAAUAGCUGUACAAGUCUCAGUUUCCUAGUGAAACUAGGACAUAAACAGGGUCACGCACUUUAUCCACUGGAAAACCCCCAAAGCAGUGAGGAAUUCAACAGAUUCCAUUCGUAUCGGGGGGCAGAUCACCCUAACUGGUCCCCCACCCUUGCAGGGGAGAAUCAUUGCUGCAAGUCCAAAUCUCACCAGGAAGUGGUCUGAGAAUGACAUGCCCCACCCCCUUUUCCAGACCACCCCAGUCAGCAUGAAGCAAAGACUAAAUCAAGGGUAUGUCCUUCUCUGUGCAUUGCACUGAUGAUCAUUUGAGACAGGCCCAUGGUUGCUAUGAAGGCCAUGCACUCCCAAGCAAGACUUGAGGCAUCCUCAGCAUGAAUGUUGAAGUCACCCCAAACCACAGUUCUGGGUUCCUCCAACAUCACGCCCAAUACACCAUUGGCCAGCUCAGCUAUGGAGGCUGAUGAGCAGCAUCCCUAGCCUUUGGCCCAACACCAGAUUGCAGGCCCUCCAGUCCCACUCCAAGAAAGAAGGCUUUCCCAGUAGUGGUAAGUGAAUUCCUGUGGACUACAGCAACAGCUCCGCACCCACUAUGCCUGUCUGGGCUGAUGUUGCCCCAAGUACCAGGUGGCCAAAGCUGAGUCAACUCAGGUGUUGGUGAUGCAUCCCUGGUCAGCCUGUUCCUCCACAGUAAGAUGAUGAAUUAGCAUGAUGUAUCCUCACCUCCAGGAGAGUGUCCACUAUAACAUAGGAACAUAGAAAGUUGUCUUAUACAAAGUCAGACCUUGUCAUGCUUGGUAUUUGCUAUGCUGACUGACAACAGUUCUCCAGGGUUUGAGAGAGGGAACUCUCCGAGCCAUACCUGGCAGAUAGAGAACCUGGCACCUUCUGUAUGCCAGGCAGAUGCUCUACCACUGAACUACACUCCUCCAAUUGUCAUCUUGUAGCGAACCCUCAUUUGGAGAUGUUGGCAUAUAAUUUGUGUUGGCCCAACGCUUAUUUUGAGAUGCACAAUCCUAAAUCUUUAUUCUUGCUUUCUCCUCUACUAUUGGCAUUAUAAUAUAAUAAAACUUAUGUACAUAUAACUUGUGAAGAACUGAGACAUCUCAAAACAUGUAGCUUGACAAAUUUUAUGGAUGUAGAUGUCAUAAUUCAUGAGAGAAAGAUUGCUGGAGGAUGGCUGGCAGCCACUUUGGGAAAUGACUUUCCCAGACUUAUGUCGACCAGCACAUGAUGUCUACUCAAUUUUCUUCAUUCCAAAUUGUCAUCUUGGUCAUCCAACUGGAAAUUUCUGUCAGUAACAACUUUGCUAUGGAAAGCUAUUACAGAAUCAGGGCCAUGGUUGCAUAAUUAAUUGAGACAUUAAUAAGCUGAGUACUCAUUUCAUAUCUGAUACUUCAGGAAUUUAACAUAUAUGGAGAUCAUAGUGCAAUACUGUAUUUGUAGCUAGAGAGUAUGAGGUAAGUAUUUCUGAUAAUGUACCUCAAAGUAAGUAUAGCAUUUUAUAUUCAGUUCAUUAAGUUAUUUUGACUGCCAUUAGCAAUUAUGUUCUGUAGCAAUGAAUCCUCCUAGUAUUUCUGCUGUCUAAACUUUGCUCUAAUACCUGUAUGGUUUCAGGUGGAUUUGAUUGAUUGGGUUGAUAAUAUGUGGCCAAGGCAUCUGAAGGAAAGUCAGACAGAAUCAACAAAUGCUAUUCUGGAUAUGCAGUAUCCCAAGGUGCAGAAGUAAGUAGUUUCAGAUGUUGUGUGUAACCACCUAUCCACUAGGGCGAGAUUUCAGAAUGAGGUCUCUGCUAAAGCUGCCUCUCCUUAAUAUAAUGCCCAAACUCUUUCAGUCAUCCAAGCCAGAAACCUAAAGGUUGUUUUUCCUAACAUGACAGUGAUACAGAACAGCCUUGCACACUAUAUUGUCGAAAGGUUAUCUUUAUUUGAUUGAAAAUAUCAGGAAUUGCAAUAAUAAAGUGGAGGUGGUUCCUGUUACAACAUUGUUGGGAUGUAGUUCCCUGUUGCCCCUGUUCUGAUGCAAUAGUAGCUGUGCCCCAUGGUGGUCAUUUAGAUCAACAGCAAUUGGCAUGGGGGUCAGCAUCCUGAAUGUGUAAAUUCUGGGUGAUUAGUGCUUUGAUUCAAAGUGCCAGUCACCCAUAAAAUACUGUCAGCAAGCACUCUAAUACCAAGCAUUUAUUCCAUCUGCAUAGAAAUGCAAGAUUGAUUGGACUUGAGUUGCAGUUUCAUAUUGCUGAUUUCAUUUCAGGUACUGUCUGAUGAGUGUCAAGGGCUGCUAUACAGACUUCCAUGUAGACUUCGGUGGCACUUCAGUGUGGUAUCACAUCCACAGAGGGGGGAAGGUAUUGUGACAAUCCCAGCAAGUUGCUCUGUUUUGUGUGGGAGAUUGUGCAGAAGGAUAUAGUUUUUAAAUGCUUAACUGAGUGAAAUUGGAAUUCCGUUUCUCAUUUGCCUGCUGAGGUAUCCCAAAACACUGGACCCUGUGAAUCAUGAAGCUGUGUCUGCUUUGUUCAGAAAUCCUUCAGUCUGGCUUCUGACUAAAAAAAAAAGGAAGGGCAGGGAGGGGGAAGGAGACAUGGGAAAGGUUCUGUUGUGCUUCUAGAACACUUGCCCACUGCAGAGCUGCUGUAUCAUUAAUUGCUUCACUUUCUUGAACCACCCAGGGAGCCACAUGCAGCUCAUUAGCUUGUGUUUGGUCACUGUGCUUUAGAAUCAGGACAACUAAGCUUAUUGUACUGUUGAAUAGGAUUCCCAGGUGGAUACAGUAUGUAACUAAUGGAACAUGAGCAAAUUGAAAGGGAGAUGUAUGAGUGAUUAGUGAAACAGAUGUAUAUUAAAUCAUUUGCAUUGCUAAACAAACUUGAGGACAUUAUACUGGAAAAGCAGGAUAUACAUACUUUGAAUCAAAUAACAUCCAAUCUUUUUUUAAAAAAAAAUAACAUUGAAAAUAUAAGAGCUCACUGUAUCCGCUGGUAUGCUUUAAAAUUUGGGAGGUUGUGUCCAACUAAAUCACUGCAUGCACAUAACAAUUGCUGUGUAGGCAACUGAACUUCCUCCCCCUUUCAUCUCCUUGUGUACCCUCCAGUAUGCUCUAGGGGUUUCCAAAGCCUUAAAGCAAAUUUAGGGAUCUUGAAGGGGAAGGAGAGCUUGCAAGAUUCCUAGUCCAUAUAGUCUUUUCUUCCUAUUUCGCUUCCAUUAGUGGUUACAGGCCUUCCAUCCAGCCUUAUAUGAGGAAUUAAUUAACGUGUGUGUGCAUGGACACACACACAGAGAGAGAGAGAGAGAAUUACAAGCUUGUCUGUGAAAACAUUCAAAAGCUGUGAACAUUUAAACACACAUUUCUAGACAAUCCAUGUUAUCCAAACUUGUUUCCAUCCACCCACCCUUUUCUCCCUCUAGUCAGAAACAUAAUUUUUGGCACCUCUGCUUCUUUGUAGACAACAGGUACUUGUUUCUCUAGCUUCACCAGUUUAGAGAAGUAUUCCUUGGUUUUUGUUGCAAAUAAGGCAUAGAGACAAAUUAUCAGUAGCUUAAUCUGGUCUCUCUCACAAACUGAGGCAUUGCUGAGGAUUACACAUACGGAUUACUUUUAGAAACAACAAAGUGGUUUAGGUACCUUAUAUUUCAUAAUAUUCGGUAGGGCAUGUGCUGUGUACUUGAGUGGUUAGUGUUUGUGUACAUACAACUUCUUACUUUUUAAAGAAAUUUGAGGAAACUACAACGCUGAGCUCUCCAAUAAUUCUAAUUCUGUCAGUGUGACUACUAAAUAGUCCUCAUUCACUUUAUAUAAACAAACCUUUGCUUUGGUGGAAAUAAGUACAAAAGGCAGGUAAUUUGUUAAAACUCUUGAAUGCUGAAGUAGAAAUUGUCUCUGUAGGCAUGAAAAUAAAUUACUUGAUUCUGAAUUGUAAUUGCAACUUCCUGUUCUAUUCAUUUAAUACUGAAAGCAUAGUGUGGUUACUGCUACAAAAUGCAAGCCAUAAAGAUUCACCAACUCACAGCCUUCAUUAUGAUUUGGGGUUUUUAACCUUCUGAUUUGUGCAUUGCCUGCUCUUGGCACAUCUUAUUGCUGCAAUGACUCUCAUUUUUUUGAGCAGUGUUGGCUGUGCACUGUUUGUGCAAUUGAAGUUUCAUUUUAGUUUGUGUGUUAAUACUAACCACUCACUCCAGGCGUACUAUACUACACAUGAAAAGCAAUUUCCACAUAAUGCAAAAUAUUGAGGCUGCCUCUUACGGUAAUGAAUACUGCUGGCCAUUAAACUGUUCGCAUUCGCAGCAAGGAAGGCACAUAUAGAAAAUAAAUGAUGUGUUCUGCGCUAUAGAGUAGAGAUGUAGGGGGAGGUUAGUCUGUGGUACAUACAAGACAGAUAGUGCUGAAAGAUUUUGCCAAAAACCUAACCUUAAGGAUCCACUACUUGGAGGAAGAGUGCUAAAAAAUUAGGGAGGGAAGGUUUUUAGGUAGAGUAAUCAGCAUGCAACAAGGCACCGAUGAAAGGUAGGAUGAGACAACUCUGGGACAAGUAGUUUAAUAUACCUCUUCAGUUAUUUUUGUCCAUGUUGCUCCAGCAACAUUUGCUGCAGUCUCAAGGAGUGACCCAUUCUUUCCCCCAUCUCCCACCCCUGCCAAGAACUGAACUUAAAAUCAAGGAUCCAUGGUUAGCCUCCACUGCAUGUUUGGAUAUACGCCAGAUAGUGCUGAAUUUCCCCCAUCACAACUGAUGUAUUUAUCAGGGUAAGCACCAGUGCACCUAAGCUACUGAGUAAAGCGUGAAGUGCUUUUAUUUGGGAAGGUGGGCUUUGUCGGCCAAUUGUUGCAUGGUUUAUAUAGCACUGCUCUUGAGUUUCUUUUAAGUCUGGCUCAUAUAACAAAGCAACAAAUGGAUCUCAGCAAACAGUAGGUUUUCAAAAGAGAAGGUUUGUUAAAUCUAUCUUUUUCCACUUGUAGGUCUUUUGGUUAAUUCCACCCACUCCCCAGAACCUGGAGUUGUAUGAAAACUGGCUGCUGUCGGGAAAACAAGGGGAUAUCUUUCUUGGUGACAGGGUGUCAAAUUGUCAGCGUAUUGAGCUCAAACAAGGCUAUACCUUUGUCAUACCCUCAGGUAGGGUAAUGUGAACAGAGCUUAAACUAAUUUUCUGUUGCCAAAAAUAAAUGUGUCCAUUGAAGCAUUAGAAGAGUUAUUUCUUGCAGUUUGUUUGUUAGCCAUGUGGUCUUGAGCUUUAACUAUUGUUGCUCCUUAGACCCAAUGAGGCUGUCAGCUACAUGGGCAAAUCUUAUGUAUGGGAAAGGACUUGAGAAGAAUAAACAGUAGAUCAGAGACCCCCAAAACAGUAUUCCCUUUUCCAAGUCAAUUGGAAUUGUUUCCUUUUUGAUCCUGCCUUUGAAAAUAAGAUGGCACGCAUUGCUGAAAAGGAGGAAGAAUCUUGUAGCUUUUAGUAGCAGGAGCUGAGAUUAAGAGCAGGCCUGUUUUUCAGAAAGCACAACUCUUAGAAUACUACAGAAAUCAGCUUUAGUAGCACAAGGUUCUCCAUUAUGCAACAUCAGAAAAUCUUAACUUAUGGGCUUUUUGCUAUCAGGUUGGAUCCAUGCAGUGUACACUCCUAUGGACACCCUGGUCUUUGGGGGUAACUUUCUGCACAGCUUCAACAUCCCUAUGCAGCUGCGGAUCUACAGCAUUGAAGACCGCACACGGGUAAGCGGUUUCCAAAAGUUUUCAAACCUGAAUAACAUAGGAAUUUCAGUAGCAAUACUACUAGCUCCCCGCAGAAUUUUCUUUGCUCACUGGUAAAUGAAAUAGGCAAUUUUUAUCUCUGGGGAGCAUAUGCAGUAUUUUUUCCCCUCUGCUGUGAAAACUGGCAGUUUAUUAUGACGCUGCUAUCUUGUUCAAUCCAUAAGAGGACCCAUCUUUGUAAUUUUCUUAGGAGCCUUGGUGAGGAAAGAUUUUUGACAACAUAUAUAGGCUUGGAUCCUGAAUCUCCUUUCACUGGCAGAGUGUCCUGCGAGCAGAGUUCCAUUUAUGGGAUGCUCUCACCAACAGAAAGAGCAGGGUCUGAGCUGGUACUGUUACAGGUGCCACAUAAUAUUUGUUCCACAGUUGUAAGAAUUCUAUCUUUUAGUGUGGUGGCAUCGACACUUUGGAAUUCCGUGCCUAUUGACAUCAGGUGGGGGCUUCACUGUACUCUUGUCAGUGCCUGCUUUUAGGAAAUUGUUUAGGAAAGCCUAUCCAGACACGUAGAUGUGGACAUGUUUAAACCUCUUUUAUUUUACUGUUAAUUUUAAAUGUUUUGGCUGCUUUUAUUGAUAAUUUUAAUAUUUCUUGCAAACCACUGAGAAGUUUAACUGCAAUCAAGCAGUAUAUACAUUUUGGUAAAUAAAGAAUAAAUAAAGGCUGUUCUGUUUGUAGAAGGGAAGGGAAGAUCUAAAUGAGUGUCUAUAGCAGGGAUAAUCAGCCCAUGGACCACAUAUUGCCCCUGUAAAGUUUUUUGUGGCCUACAGAGACCCCCCACCUUGAUUUGUUGGUUGUAUCACCAAUGCAAUAGGCUGAAAAUUCCACCAUAUUCCACCUUUUGUGUUUCUGGCAUUUGAGUGCCCCACAGUUAGUCUCUAGUGUUUGAGUCCAAUCCUCACUCCCCAAAUCAGCAGGUUUCUACAGCUGCUUUUGCCACUGUUCAUUGCCAUGCAGCUAUGGAGUAUCAGGCUAUGAAGUUUUCAAGAUCAGCCCAUAAAGCUAUAGUAAGCCUUGUAGCCAGCAGCAGUUUGGACGAUCAGGAGAGAACGUAUUUCUCUGUCAGGCAUCUGAGGAAGCCGAAGCAAUCCGUGGCAGAUGAUAGAGAGGCGACAUAAACAGAUAACUUAAUUGAAGGUUGGCAACUUUGAGAAAUUGAUUAGCUUUUCUGGUUGGAAUGGGGGUGCUUCACUCAGCAGUAAAUAAUAAACUAACUGAUGAACUUCAUUAUUGAGAGGGGAGAAGUAGUAUUUUUAUUUCCCUAAAAGGGAGUGAAUGGUAAUGGGAUGGUUUACAAGGGUGUGCAACUGGUAGCAUUUUCUAGACUCAGCCUUCUCACUUCUUACACAUUGACAGGUUCCAAAUAAAUUUCGCUAUCCCUUUUAUUAUGAAAUGUGCUGGUACGUACUAGAACGCUAUGUCUUCUGCAUCACCAACCGUUCCCACCUAACCAAGGACUUUCAGAAGGAGUCACUCAGCAUGGGUAAGAGUUAUUUCCCUGUUAUUUGGCUGUCAUUCUUCUGUGAAUUUCUAAAAACACUUUGCUUCCAAGCUAAACUCUCAUCUGGGUUGACAUUAGAAUAAAAAGAAUCACUUGUUUUGAUGCCUUCUGACUUCAGCAAAAGUAACCUCUUAAUUAAGCAUUUUCUCCAAGAUUGGUGGAAUAUGCCAGAAUACAGAUUACAUAUUUCUACAGUUUGUAGUGGUUUGUGUUCCCCAUUGAUAGGCAAGUGGCAAAUGGGUCACAGCUGCUGUGUGCUGUAUUUUCCCAACUUUGAAACACAGCAGGGUAUUGACUGAUACACUUGCAUGCUCACUCUUGCCAAGAGUGUGUGCACAACAGCUAGGGAGCUGUACUCCAUUUUCCCCAGGCCGCUGUGGUGGCUGAGUGAAUAGUACAAAUACUGCAACACCUUAAUUCUCUCCAAAGCUGUUCCACAGGCAGAGCUGCUCAGUUAUCACUGUUCUACCCUUUACAUACAGAUAUGGAGUUAAGCGGCUUGGAGUCAGGCACUGUGGAUGAAGAUGAUGCAGCAGCAGAAAAGGAAUCGCGCCGCCCUGUCACUAGGCGGUCGGUCCUCACUAGCCCUGUAGCCAAUGGUGCUAAUCUAGACUAUGAAGAACUAAAUAAAGGCUGUCGGAGUUUGCCAGAUCUCAAGAGAACUCUCUCCAUGGACUCAGAGUCCAGUCGAGGCUCUCACAAUGGCCAAGCCUGGGACACUCAUAGCAACAGCCCUCAUAAGGGCAACAAGGUGCAUCUGACCCAAUUUGAGCUUGAAGGUCUGCGUUGUCUUGUAGACAAGCUGGAGUCUUUACCCCUACACAAGAAGUGUGUACCCACAGGCAUAGAGGAUGAGGACGCCCUUAUUGCAGAUGUUAAGGUAUGUUGUAAAGUCAAGAGUUACCUCAUUUUUGUUUGUAGCACUUUUUCCCCAGCACCUGUGACAACCCACCAAUGUUUGUUUACAUGGGCCGUGUGCAAGCCUAAGUGAUUUGUUGCUGUGGCCAGUUUCUCUAUUAGAGUUGAUCAGCUGCUUAUGCAUCUGUUAAUAUUGUAAAGUUAUCUAGCAUGGCUCUGUGGGUGUGUUGGGCUCUGCCACCUCCGUAGUGUGUGAGCACAGUCAUCAACUGGAUUACAUUUUUUGCUAGUGCUUCACUUCUGGUCCUGGGCCAUACGAAGUUGUUUCAUGCCAUUAGGAGUUGAAGAAAGACUUGCCCUCCCAAGCUUUAUCCAUAUGAAACAAUGCACGUUGAUCAACAGUGUAAUUUUAUGGCCUCUUGUCGCUUUCUCUGUGUGAAUCCCUGAAUGGUAAUGAGGUGCUUUGAAAAUGGCUCUGAAAAGCUCUCUUGAAAAUUGGCCCUCUUGUUAUGGCUUCUUUGGCUAUGAUUUGUUCCUGACCUUGUUUGUUUCCAUGGUACCAGAAAGGUGUACACACACCUAACACACUUGCAUAAACAUCUCACUAAAUCAAAAUUUCCAAAAGUAUGCACAAAAGAACUUGACAGAUGAAGUGGCAGUAAUCGCUAUCUGUCCAAGGGUUCAAGAAAGAAGAAGGCAAGCAGUAUAUCCACAGCUUCAUUUUUUAAUAAGUAUCUUCUUCCUUUGGUCUGCUUACACACUCUUCUUUCUCCUUGCGCUUCUCUAUCAGGUGUGGUGGCAUUGAGGAAAAGAUGGGCUUACUUGGCCAAAUGGGCUAGCAAAACAGCUUUAUCCAACUCAAAAGGCAUCAGGAUUGAAUGCUGUUCUCUUUAUUGGAGACUUGCUGGAAGAAAUAGAUAAGGCUAAAAAUGGUAGAACCAUGAGCUGCUUACCUCCCUGGAGGGAAUAAAAGCUGUCACUUAUUCACCUUUCGUUUCACUAUAGUACAUGCCUAUGUUGUCUGACCUAUCUGUAGAAAAAAGGUGAUUAACCCCAAGGUUUCCAAUGAAAAGGGAGCACUCAAACUUGACUGGGGUCAUAAAAAGCCUAGUACAGAUAGCUUGUGUGCUCACAUGGCAGCACUGUUUCACUUCUUUUCACUUUGCUUCAGUUUGCUUUGUUACAGAAACCCAUCAACCUGUUUCAAAAUGCCACCGGAAGUAAGAAAAUUGAGACCUGACUGUAAAAAAAAAAAAUUGCUUUCUUGAUCUUGUGCAUUUAUGACAAUUCUGUAGCAUGCUAAAGCAAUGUCUAGACUAGAGCAAGAACAGUGUUGAACAUUUUCAUUGGCAAUACUAUGUACAGGCAUUUCACUUCUCCAUAGCUUCUAUACUGAAUUCCCCUUGAACUCAAUCAAUUACUAAUACUUAUGAGACUUGGGGCCACUUCAUACAUUACCCUUUGUAGGUAAGGUACCCUUUGUACUUGCGUAUUUAAUUCCAAAGUAUAAAUACAUGCAAAUAUCAUCACAUAUAAGCAGUGCACACAUGUAUAAACUUCAGAUCUUGCCAGCAAAUUACACAGGAGCUGGACUCUGAUUCUGAAUGUAGAUGCACUUGAACACCAUUUUGAAGAUAAAUGCGCUUGGACACCAUUUUAUAGAUUCACAGAAUCAUAAAAUUGUAGAGCGGGAAGGGUCCCUGAGGGCAUCCAGUUCAACCCCGUGCAAUGCAGGAAUCUCAACUAGAUCAUAUAUAACAGAUGUCCAUCCAACUUCUGCUUAAAAACCUCUAAGAAAGGAGAGCCUUUCACCUCUCAUGGGAGACUGUUCCACAGCUAUUCCUAUCAUACAUUUCAUUUAUGUAGGCUCUGAAAUCUGCUCCAAACUGGCCUUAAGGAUAAAAUGGAAGGGAAAGGCAUAUGAAAGAAUAUAUGUAUAUUUCAUAUUGGCAUGGUGCAAGGUGAUGUACCAUUUGGCAGCUGUGAUACACAGAAGAUUGCAGCUGUGAAUGUGAGCACUUUUAACGUCUGAGACUGGCACUUUUAAGACCCAGAGAGCUUGUAACCUAGUGCAUAUUUGCUCUAGCAUUCUACUAUUUGUGGUAGAAGCUUUACAAAUACUUGACAUCUAGCUUAACUACUUUUAUUUCAGCUUUUAAUGUGUAGGUGGAGGUUAUAACCAGAUAGUACUCAACUAGUCAGUUAUGCCAGUUCACCUAGUAAUACCUGUUUGACUGGUCUAGCACCUGCUUAUCGUUGCUAGUUGCCGUCUCAAGUUUGCUAACACGUUGAAUUCUGAAACCUACAAAAAUGUUGGGUGUGUGUGUGUGUUAGAGAGAGAUCUUGCAGCAUUGAAGAGGGUAAUUCAGACGUCUUGCUUAAAUAGAACGUUGCGGUGUCUAGGUUGGAGGAGGCGGUCUUAAGAUUUCAAAUAGAUUGAAUAGCUAGGGGGGUUAAUAUGUUGCAACGAAGUAUCUAUUUCCACCUCUCUGAUGAGGAACGGCAUGGACACCUUGGGCAUGUGCCUUCUUCGGAGUUAAAACGUCAUUGUGGGUGUUGAGAGGGCGUCGUCGUUAAGCGGCAGUUGCUUCUGAGGGCAUAGCGAGGUGGGGGAUACUGGAAAACGGGGACGUAGCUGCAGCGCACCGAGCGGGUGAAAAGCUUUCUGUGCUGUUCUCUAUAAAGUCUGCCCCAGCCAGCCCUCGGGUGCUGGCCCCGGAUUCUCCAAUUGCAGUAGUGGUGGGGGAGGGGGAGAGAGGCUGCCUCGGCUGCCGCCUCGACCAAUCAGCAAGCAGCCAGCGGCUUGGCCCGGCCCCCUCCCAACUCUGCAGCAGAACGGCUUUGCCGUCCUGUUCCUGGCUUGGUUUUCUCGGUCUCCUUUCUCUUCUGCCAUCUUCCGUUGCAAAGCAUUGCUGGGAACUGCAUGUGGGUGACGCAGCAGCAUUGUUUGCGGGCGCAGGAAGCUUCCGCUGAAGGGUUCUGGAAGGAACAUGCUGCUGGCGCCGGGCAGCCGCUGGUGCUGGCGGAGUUGGGAUCGCGCUUCCUGAGCCGCUCGUGUAAAGGAGGAGGAUUGUGCUGGAGUUAAAAUUACAUAGUGGGGGGAGGAUCGAAACCGAAGCCCUGCAGCUUGGCAGAAUAGAAAACAAAGGGACUCGGAAACUUCCUCCGAGACUCUCGGCACCUUCCGUGGAACGAAGCACGCAAGGUCAGGCAGACACGAACCUGGGGGGUUUCAGCAGGGUUCCGCCGGCGGGUGGGGGAGGGAGAGAGCUGCUUCCCACAUCCAUGCAGGAUAGGAUCACCCGGGACUCCCCUCCCACGGUUCCUCCUCAUUUGUUUGAAGGGUACUUUCCAUGGGAGGAGAUCACAAGCUUGGAAUGCAGGGACUCCCUUUUAUCGGUUACAGGGUCGGAGCCCGCGUCUUCCCUUCCCAAGUUGGUUUGCAUUCUUUGGGUGUUUGGGAACGGCACGUUUUCUACUUCGGAUCAGUGAUAGACUUCUUCUUACUCUUGGGGCGGGGUGGGGGCUACUCUUUCCUAAUAUCCGCGUGAGUCGGUGAAGCUGGGUGUUCCCACCCCCGGAGUUUGCACGUCUGUGCAGCCACCCCUAAAGUGCCCCAGGCUGAUGCAUAUAGUGCGUUUCCCCUUCUGCCCCGUGAAGCAUGUGUCUUCAUGCCCUCAAAUGCCGACCUUUCCUCAUAAGUAGACGCUGUAAGGGAGAGGGUGGGGCUUGGGGACUGCACAUUCGGCUGGGCUAGCCGAACAGCCACUUCCUUCCACCCACAACCUUCUCUUGAAGGGUGGAGAAGCAGCUGUAAAGCGGAGUGGAUAAAAACUGGUGGUGCUUCUUUUUAAAUUAAACCGGAUUUAAGUUUUUUAUUUUUUGGAAAAUCCAGUUACUUAACAAACAUUUAAACUGCAAUCCCACACCCAUUUACUUGAGAGUAGACCCCAUUGCAUUUUGUGGACUUGCUUUUCAGUAGGUAGAUAAAUAUUAUAUUAGCAUCUAUCCUGAGUCAAACACAUUGAGUUGCUUUCUCCCUCCGCCCUAUACUUAAAUUGAGGUGCUGUUCUAUGUAAAAGAAUGAUCCAGUUAAAAAAUGUGAAAAAAAGUCAGGCAUUAAUAAACAUUCUGGCUGAUUAAUUACUAGCCCUUGAUUAUGGAAAGCUCUGGACAUUUAAUCUUAAAUGAUUUUGCUUGGUGUUCUUACAUGCUGGUAGAGAGCCAAACAUUCUUUAUCAUAAUGCAUUUCUUUAAGCAGAUACAGUUUGCAGCAGAAAAAGCAUGUAUGCUGCAUGACCAGGUAUUUUGGACUGCGUUCCCUGGGUAAUAAGAAGACUUGCUGUAUUUAGUUGUAGACAGAUUUUUAAUUGUUUGUAGCAACCAAUUAACAUUGCUUAUUUAGGAACCAUUAAUUGGACAGUUGGAAACUUCAUUUUAAAUUGUCGUUGUGAAUUGGACACCUAUCUUGGUGACUUUAAAUUAAUCUGUCCUACUGGAAAGCAACUUCCCUGUAUAGGCAGCUUCAGAUGGGAAUAUGAAUCCCCUUUCUCUGGUAAGUGCCAGGGAGAGUGAGCCCAGCCCAUGCAGUGUUCUUUGCCUCUUGGCAGCUAGAGACACUGCACUCCCUGCACACGGGGAUGCCAGCAACGUAACCAUAGUAACCUCAAGUAAAUAAAGCACAUCUGAAAUGGCAGUCAAGAGUGGGUGGGUAAGGUGGACGACAGAAUCAGGAACAAGGCUAAAAGAGCCAGGCGGGAGGAGAUGCUGUCUCAGGAUGGCAACCACAUUUGCUAGAACCUGGUCAUUGGUUGGUGGCAUAGAAAUUAUCUAGCCCAUGUGUGAGAUAGAAAACAGUAUGGCUGAGAAUACUGUGUUUCUGUGCUGUUUUGAGAAGUGUAACUUCUGGGAUAAACAUGGACAUACUGGUUGGGUGGAGGGCUUUGCUACAUUGUGGAAGAGACCACACUUAACCCAGACCUUCAUUUCUGAUCAUGUUUCAUCAUUUUAUUUUCCCUAACCCAAUGACUUUAAAUGUGUGAGUCAUGAGGCAAGGGGUCUCUGGUCAAAUCUAAUCUCUGUUAGGUAUCCUUAGGCAAACCACAUCUCUUGACCCUCAUCGGUAACAUGGGGACAAGAACACUGAUCUGCCUUCCAGAAUUGUUGUUAGGAUUACUAAGAGAAUGUACUGAAUUAUUCUGAAAUACCAUAUAAGUAUAAAAACUGAUUUUUAUUUUCUUAACCCUGCUAUAGCUGCUGCUGGAGGAGUACGCAAACAGCGAUCCCAAACUGGCACUUACUGGAAUUCCUAUUGUCCAGUGGCCAAAGAGGGAUAAGGUAAAUAAUGGAUCCAUGACUUAACUCAAAUAGCUUGGAGACUUGGUGGAGGGAAGAGGAGUUCUGUGCUGGAAAGUGUUGUCAGUUGACAAGAAUAGCCUCAUAAUUUAAACCAAAGAACCUUACACCAGUAUAAGGUAUAAGGGCAGUAGCAGAGUAGGUCUGGGCACAAAUCACAGGUAUUAAAAUGAAGUGCAGUAUAAAUAUGAGGAUAAAGAAACCAGGAGGAUCAUGAUCAUGGCUUCACUUUCUAGGAGAUGUGAUUGCCCAAAUCCAGAAUUGGUUAAUGAUAAAACACAAGUUCAUUAUGUAGACAUUGUGCCUCUGAGAUCAAAGUCCUAAUUCUUUCCAUACACAAUCUAUUCUGUUCCAAAUUCCUGACUUUAAACUUCAUGCAUCUGUCAUCUGGAUCUCUUCUGACAGAUUAUUGUUUCCUUGGUUGAUUAUAUGAGCCUCCUAAUUUCUUGCUGUCUUUUCCCCCCCACCAAUGACAGCUCAAGCUUCAGGCUCGGCCAAAGUUAAGAUUACCUACCAUCCCUAUCACCAAGCCACACACCAUGAAACCCGCGCCACGGCCAGCAACUGUGAGACCUACAGUCUCUCCUAUAGUGUCUGGUGCCCGCAGAAGGCGGGUGCGAUGUCGUAAAUGCAAGGCCUGCUUGCAAGGUGAAUGUGGCAUGUGCCACUACUGCAGGGAUAUGAAGAAGUUUGGGGGGCCUGGUCGUAUGAAGCAGUCCUGUGUACUACGGCAGUGCUUGGCGGUGAGUCCUGUGGUAUAUUGGGUGGGGAAAUUGCUUAUCUCUGUGGAAGGUUCUAACAGUAGGGGAUGAAACCUGUCGUACAUCUCGAAAGGCAAAAGAGCAACUAAUGAGGUUGAUUGAAAAGCCUUGGGAACAAAUGUGGUUGGCACUGGAAAGUAGUUAAUGUCGUUCAGUGCAUUCUAUAGAGGCAAAUGGGGUUGGGGAAGUGGGAUAACCAUCCCCUGAAGCUUAGAAGCAAGCCUGUGGUAUAACUUCCUGUUUCACUCUUCGUUUGCUUUGUAGCCCAGACUGCCUCACUCUGUUACAUGUUCACUUUGUGGGGAGGUAGAUAAGAAUGAGGAUUCGCAGGACUUUGAGAAGAAGCUAAUGGAGUGCUGCAUCUGCAAUGAGAUUGUUCACCCAGGUUGUCUACAGGUAAGAAGGUUUACUUGACUCAUCUCAAUACAGGAGUGUCAGGAACAGAUGCAUUGCUGGAAAUCACCUUUGUGUAUUUUUCCUCUGCAGAUGGAUGGGGAAGGGCUACUGAAUGAUGAAUUGCCCAACUGCUGGGAGUGUCCGAAGUGCUACAAGGGAGAUGAGUCGGAGAAAGGCCAGGUAAGAAAUGGAUUUUCAAACAUUGGCACAUGCCUUCUGUGUUGCAUGCUACUCUUGGGUAACGAAGAGGCACACUGUUUGCACCUAGCCUGUACCUAAGGCAUUGGGGAGAGAAGGUUCUUUGGGUAUUCUGGGUGUUUAUCCUCGUGCACUUUGGGAAGGCUUAGUAGGAACCACACAAGUGUGAGGUGAGCACUAGGAGAGCUUCUUCUGUUGAGUAAAAGAGUUCCACCUGGAAAUGAGCACUGGUGACCCCAUACAAUGUUAACUACAUGAUGGAGCCACUUUACAGCUUUUCCACCGCCACCUUCUUGGCAUCUACAGAGAGCUCAUCGGCACAUGAACUGUAACAUCUUGCUGGAGAAACAGUUCCUGGAAGGGCAGCAAAAUCAACUUCCAUCAACCAAGCAGUGGACAUGUUAUCAAUGGCAGAAACUGACAAGACUGCCCUGGGAGAAAUACAAUUGCAAGAUCCUGCAUAGAGUUGUGCCUGCUGCCCCAGCAAAGAGCAUCCCAGUGAAGGCAAGCAGGGGUGGGGGCAAGGGACUGGUAAUCUCUUAUUACCAUCACAGGAGUUAUUACGAUCUGGCAUUCUGUUAGAAUAGUGCCCUGCAGCACUUCAUUCCAGCCUUGGGGAACUUGGACCAUGGCAGUCAGCGGCCUGUUUCUUCUACAUGUUUUGUGAUGGAGAUCUGCUUUUAAAUAAGCCAUAGCUUAGCAGAGUGAAGAAAUUGGCUGAACCCUUCCCUUAACAUCUGUUUGAAAAUUGAAUCUAACAGCACAUUCUUGAAUAGGGAAAUUAAGAUGCUGAUACAAAUAAACACUGCAUGGUUCAAGUCUAGUAUAACAAUUGACUCGUUCCUCACAUCAGCUACUUCUCUUCAAAGUUGGGUGCAUGUGUGCAUCUAGUGUUCUCACUUGUAUUCUGCAGCUUGGUGACAUUUUAUUAGAUCUACAUAACCCAUCAGCUUUCACUAAGUGACAAAGUCCAAUUUCUUCAACCUUAAUGUAGCUAACGUGAGGGCAGUUUGGAACAGAGUUCAUACUAUAGCCAAAUGAAUGGAUUCAAAUGGUAUGGGCCCGGCAUGCCCUUCAAGGAAGUCAUCUGGGAAGAGAGACAGUACUUCCAGUAAUUUCACUUGCAGGUGCUCUGGAAUGCUAGUAGGAUUUUCCGGGCCCAGUACACUCACUGUAUGUAGGUUGGGACCUUUUGCCUACCCAUAAGCUGACAACCUGCUACCUAUAUACGUACUUUAAGUAAUUGUAAAAUUGCAAGCUUUCAUGCAGUAUAUUGCUACCUAAUUAUUUUCUAGACUAAAUUUUUUGUUUGACUACUAGCCGGGCAUAUUUUCUACUGAGAGGUCCCAUUAAGUUCAAUGGGACUUACUCCCAGAUAAAUGGCUAUAAGUUUAUAGCCCAGUUAGGUAAGGAAGAGAAAGGAGACUCUCCCCACACACUAUUCUUUUUAAUGGACCCUAAUUAAAUCAUCCAAAAAUAUACUCAGAUCACCUCUCUACUUUGCUAGCCCCAUUAUUGAAAAUGGUUGUGUGUGUUUUUACUGGUGGGAAGCAAGGAAAAUUAAGUAAGAUGGAUUCAAUUUACCGUAUUUUUCCAUAUAUAAGUCCAUCUUUUUGGCUAAUUGUUUUGAGUCAAAAACUGGGGGUCGUCUUAUACACGGAUGGUGAAUGUGCUCUGGCUCCGGUGGGGUGGCCUGGGAUCGGGCUCUGGUGCAAGUGGCCUGGGCUCAGGCCCAAUUUCUUAAUUUUGUGUUCAAGAAAAUAGGGGUUGUUUUAUGCAUGGUGGCGUCUUAUACUGUAUUGGCCUGAAUAUAAGCCGCACCCUAAUAUAAGCUGCACCUUUAAAAUUGGGGGGGGGGAGAGACAAUAUCCUUAAAAUUCCACAGGCACUCACCCCCGUUCUGUUUUACCGUAUAUCUGUUUCAAUAGCGAUAUCGUAAAAGCCAAUUUUUGUAAGGUCAUGCCGCACUUUAAGUUUUCACGGUCGGAAUUUGGAAACAAAAGGGCAGCUUAUAUUCAGGCCAAUAUGGUACAUGGAAAAACACGGUACUAACAAAGGGCCAAAGACAGCCUUUAACUUCCUAACCACAGCAUCACCACUAUCUCGUCUCAUGUAACCUUGUUGCAAUAAUCUGUCUCUUCAAAAACACCACACUGUUCACUUUUUUUUACUGAUACAGAAAGCAAAGUAGUUCUUCUGUCAUUUUGGUUUUAGGAGACCAGUGUGGGGAGGAACUCCGUCAUGAUUAGGACUGGUGUCCUAUUUUUAUUUGCCUGGAAGUGAACCCCAUUGAACUCAUUGGAGUUUACUUUUGAGUCAUCAUCUGUAGAAUUGUACAGUAAUAUGGCUACCCUGAUAUAUUGCUUUCAGAAAACUUUGCUUUGAGACAGUAGGUGCCAUACAUAGAGAAUACUUCCUCCAAGGACUUGAGACUCCGUGGGGAUGAUGAUCAUUUCCAUUCAUGUCAGUGCAGGCUCCCAUUGGCUUUCAACAAUUAUUUUAGGAAUUCAGCUUAACUAUAAAUGCCAGAAAAGUCUGUGUUCAUAUGUAGUGACAAGAAUGUGAUUGCAUUACAUAUGUAGACCCUGAUGUCAAUAGAUUGUGUGCAGCUGCUGCAUUUUAUGUAAAAUUUGCUUAAAAGGGAAGAGGAUAAGCCUGAGGUUUACAAAGGGAUACAACUUGGAAAGAGCUGCAAUUUUAAUAAUGCAUUAAACAUUUCUUUCAGACAUCUUCUGCAGUGGUAGAGUAACAUUGUCUUUGAUCUGUAUCACUGUAAACUUUGUUUCCUGUCCCUUUGCUGUAGCUAAUCCAUAAACUAAAGUUCAACAAUGGUAUCAUCCUAAAGAGUUUUUUUAAGAGAAAAGUGGCAUGUAGGUUAGCCCAGUUUGUGUUCUUCCUUGGGUUCUGCAAGUUCAUUUGUCUACAGGAGUGGUGAAAAUUGACAGUUCUUUUAUCUGAUCUUUUAACAUACCAACUAGAUCAGGCAUAUGAUCCAUAUGUUUUUGAACAUCCAUCAACCCCAGUCAGCGUGGCCAGUGGUCAAGGAUGCGGGGAACUGUAGUCAAACACCAGCAGGACACUGUAUUGACUAGACAAAGGGGAAUUAAUGGGUGGCAUUCAACUCAGUUUUACUCAGAAUAGACUUGGUGAAAUUAAUGGACCUAACUUAGUCAAGUUCAUUAAUUUCAAAGUUAGGUUUGUUAAUUUCAAUAGAUCUGUUCAGGGUGAAACUUAGCUGAAUUACUCUCCAAUCCAAUGUUUCUAACCUAAAAUCUCUGAAGUAGGAAAAUUAGUAAAGCCAUUGCCAUCACUAUUUUAGAAGAGCUUAUUUACGUUAGGACUGUAAUAGUGUUUAUUAACUAAGAAAAUGAAGACAUGCUAAAUUUAUUUUAAAGUUUUGUCUUGCUUUCCUUUAAAUCAACCCCAUAAAUACUUUUAUCAGCCCUAAAGAUACAGAAGCACGUUCAUUUUUUGUUUGUUUGGUUUUGUUUUUAAGCUUGCCUUCUAAAUGCCAAUAAAGCUGGAUACACUGUUCUUUUCGUAUCAUUUUUUGGAGAUGAGAUUGAGAGCAGGGCUGUCCAUGUUUAUCUCAGUAGUGGGUCUGGGGAAGCUGGCUUCUGUGUGAAGUAUACUUAAGCGACCCAAGCUGCUUAGAGCUUUAUAGGCCAAAACAAGCACUUCACAUUGUGUCCAGAAGCAAAUGGAGAGCAAGCACAGUUUUAAAUGCUGGUGUCCUGCACUUUAAUAGAGUUGGCUAUUGGGAAAAAUGGAAUGACAGCGAAGAGUGUAAAUUUCACUUCCUUCACUGACACCAGUGUGAAAGUAAAAGAGCUUAUAAUAAUGAGCAUCACCCACCCUGAUGCAUUUUACUUUUAAAUGGAAUGCAUUCUACCAUAUAAAUUUCAAAAUUUAACUCCCUCCUGUUUUGGUCUUUACAAUGGUAACUUGUUGCCACUCGCUUUGCAGAAGCGGAAAAUGGAUGAUGGCGAUGAUGACACAGUCCAAGCCAAAGUUCUGCGUCCUUUGCGAAGCUGUGAGGAACCUUUGACUCCACCACCACAUUCGCCUACCCCAAUGCUGCAGCUAAUACAUGACCCUGUGUCACCACGAAGCAUAGUGACACGGUCCUCUCCGGGGGCCGGUCCUAGUGACCAUCACGGGCCCAGCCGGGAUGAACGCUUUAAGAGACGCCAGCUACUUCGGCUGCAAGGCACAGAGCGCACAGUGGUGCGGGAAAAAGAGAACAACCCUAGUGGCAAGAAAGAGCUGUCAGAAGUAGAAAAGGCCAAGCUCCAUGGUUCCUAUCUUACAGUCACAUUACAAAGACCUACCAAAGACAUGCAUGGCACUUCCAUUGUGCCCAAGCUGCAGGCAAUCACUGCCUCCUCCACUAAUCUGCGGCACUCUCCUCGUGUGGUCAUGCGCCAAAGUUCAGCCAGAGCACCCCAGCGGGGUGGAGAUGAAGAAGCAGCUGAGGAUGAAGAGGAGGAGGAAAGUGCAGAGGAGGAAGAGGAAAGUGCAGAGGAGAGUGGGGCAGCCAGACUGAAUGGCCAAGGAGGCAGGGCUCCAGAUAGUGAGGAAAUCUGGAUGCAAAAAGAGGUGUGGAUGUCUGUCUUCCGUUAUCUCACUCGCAAGGAGCUUUGUGAAUGUAUGCGUGUAUGCAAAACCUGGUACAAAUGGUAAGUGACUGCAGAACUGCCUAUUUUAAUAGUAGUUCUCUCUUUUUCAGAAUGUUUUUAUUAAACCCCCGAGCCUCUUGGAUCCAAUUCUGUGUGCUGGACUACAUCUUGCAAAUUUAUAUGUAAUAUGCAAAUGUAAAAGGGGCAAUUUGGGCAGAAGGCAGAAAGCAACUGUAUUUAAUAAUACAGUGCAUAAACUUGUGGAAUUCAUGUCACAGGAUGUAGUGUUAGUUGCAAGCUCAGGUGGCUUUUAAAGAGGAUUACACAAGGCUGUUGGUGGAUUGUAACAGUUACUAAAAAUUGAAUCUCCACCUUCAGCACCAGUAUAAUGUCUAAGUACCAGGAAAAUGUUGUAGACAAAGAAGCUUUUGAUUUCUCAUUCUUAUCUUGCUUUUGAGUUCCCAUGCCUAGUCACUGCUGAAAACAAAAUGGGGUAGAGGGAUCUUGAUCUGAUCUAGUGCAGCCAUUCUUAGAUAGUUAUCCUAGUAGUCUUUCAUCAUUUGGGUAUCGUCUGACCAAACUCCAUGUGUUGCUCCUUUCUGGUAAAGCUGUGUGUAACCAAUAGGAAUCAAAAUGAUGUCCUGAGGCUAUUAAAUCCUAAGAACUUGCUUAAGCAACUCUGUGCACCCGAGUUGCUAGUUCUAUACUUAUUCUAUAUAACCAUUGGACCUAGAUUAGAUGUAAAAUCAUCAGAUGGACAUGACCAUAUUUUACAAUUGGGGAGAAUUAUACUUUCUCCCUCCAUGUCUUAAGAAGCCCAUCUCUGAAAAAGGGAGAGAUACUCCCAGCUUCAGUUUCCCUAAAUGCUGCUAUCUUUAAGGAGAACCUGUCUUCAAGCAUGAGCAGAAAACCUCAGAUUCCUUGCCUCCCCACCCCCCAAAAACUUUCUAAGAUGAAGAGUGAUUCAAGGGCUAAAAGUCAGAAAAAUGAAGCAUGCCCAAUUCAAAAAAUUCCGCAGUGGAGAGGUAGAGCAGAUAAGAUAUAGCCAUUCUCAGUCAGCCAAUAUACACAAAUGUAACUCUUAGCCUUAAGAGUUACCAGCGUAGUAUCCCGCCUCAGCCAAUUAAUUGUAUUAGAAAAGACAUGUUACCUGCAAUGAACACAGAAUCAAAGCUGAAAGCUUUAAGGAUAUUCUGCUGAUAGACCAGAGGCAUCCUAAAUCUGAUACAGAAAAACUUAGAUGGCAACCUCCUAAUUCAGGAAGCCUUUUACAAGCCAGAUUAUAAUUUUUUUGCCAAUAUUAAUAUGCAAAUGUCAUAUCUGGAUAUAACUUACGAGGAAUAUUCCAGCCCUCGAGGGUCAGCAAGAGCCCUACUACUAUGAGGAGUAGAUAUUUAACUCAGUAGUUGAGCCCCUCAGAUUUCAAAGUAUGAAGUAAUGUUGCCACCCUGGGAUCAUUUGGGAGGAAGGGUGAAGUAUAAAUGUAAUAAAUAGGAUAGCAUCUCAGGUGUUUCAGAAUUAGAAGCUUAGGACUCCAAGGAGAAUACAUGGGCAUUGCUUACCCCUACAGCAAGACAGUCUUACCCCAUGUGUAUUCCGACCAGAAGUGUGAGAGUCAGAGAAACAUACAUAUCAGAAAGACAUUACUUUAUUCAUUCAUCAACAACUUCUCAAAAGCACACAUUUUUUAAAAGGUGAUGAUGUAGAAUCCCUUAAUAUAAAUUCUCAGUCACAAAGGAAUGCAAUAAUUUUUGUCUUGGAUCAAUUAGAAAAUAUUGUAAGUUUUUUAUUAUCAACAAAAGUUUUCUUUUCCACCCGAUUUUCGUUUACGACUGCGAAUAAUGAAUUAGCUUUAAAGUGUCUUGCAAGUUUUUCAUUUCCCAAAUAAGAUUUUGUGGGAUACCCUCUACCUUGAAUAUGUUUACACAGAGAAGAUCUAGGAUGAUGAUAUUAGGAAGGUGAACAUAUAUACAUCCUACUACCUUAAUUCCGAUUUUCUUUGUUAGAUAUAUAAUGUGUAGUUUUCUAGCAGUUAAAGUGUGCUUUGGUUCUAUAAAGCUUCAUAGAUGGAAAAGAAUAGUCUCGAAGGUGUAUCUAGCAGUAGCCUUCAUAGUCAGUUACUUUAACUAUUUUUCAGUGAUCUUCAAGAACCAUAUUUCUAUUAUCCCUGUGGAAAGAAUAAAUUUAAGUGUCUCAAAGGAAACACAAUAUUGUACCAGAUACACCUGUUGAAGGGCUGAGGGAAGUUGACUAAGUCCAAGAGAAAAGAAUUGGGGUUACCUACCCAUCAUAGACUAGGGGGGCGUUUUCUCUCCUUGGUUUCAAAAGACAUAAGUACUAAAGGUAAAGGGAUCCCUGAACAUUAGGUCCAGUCGUGGCUGACUCGGGUUGCGGCGCUCAUCUCGCUUUAUUGGCUGAGGGAGCCAGCGUACAGCUGCUGGGUCAUGUGGCCAGCAUGACCAAGCUGCUUCUGGCAAACCAGAGCAGCACAUGGAAACGCUGUUUACCUUCCCGCCAGAGCGGUACCUUUUUAUCUACUUGCACUUUGACAUGCUUUCAAACUGCUAGGUUGGCAGGAACAGGGACCGAGCAAACGGGAGCUCACCCUGUCGUGGGGAUUCGAACCGCCGACCUUCUGAUCGGCAAGUCCUAGGCUCUAUGGUCUAACCCACAGUGCCACCCGCGUCCCUACAUAAGUACUUCUCAGUAAAAGAUCCUGCCACAAAUAAUUGGUCAGAAACCAAUAAGUGUAAAGAGUUUGUGGAAAGGUGUAUUUCUAGUCUAAUACAGUGUGCUUCAAUUAGGUGUGGUGACAGGAGAUUGUGGACGAAGAUUGACUUAAGCAGGUACAAGUCCAUCACACCCCUGGCACUGGGUGGCAUAAUCAGGAGGCAGCCAGUCAGCCUUGACCUCAGCUGGACCAAUAUUUCCAGAAAACAGCUCACCUGGCUCAUCAACAGACUACCAGGUUUGUGUUUUAGGUAGCUGGGACGGUGCAUCUUCACUAUUUGCUUUAGUUUCAACAUUAUUGAGUUAAACUGAAUAUUCCACUAUACAGGUCAACUUUGUGGUGCCUGUGAGUGCAGUGGUACCCUUGAAGUUUCCCCCUGCCACCCACUACCUGAACCCCAGCUUACUCGUAGUGAAAGUGGUUACAUUCCCCCCCCCCCGAAAAGUGCAUAAAGACAGAAGAUGGCAGAGUGACUUCAACUUCCAGCUCUGUGUGCUUUUCAAUGCACAGAUUAGUUCUAUUGCAGGCAUACCCAACUCCCAAGAAACUGUGAUCUACUUUCAGUAUAAAAAAACUGGCAGUGAUCUACCUAUUGUCAUUGGAGGGAGGAGGAGCGUGCGUGGGGUUGGUGGAUUGCCCAGAGCAGGAAAGGGGUUAGUUUAACCUCAGGUUUGCUAGUAAAACUGAAUUACUGUUUCACAAAAUGAUGCAUGUCUAAAAAGUUGGUCACCAACAUGAAAAGUUUGGAAAGCUCUGCAGUGGAGUCUUGACGAGCCUCAAAAAUUGGCUUGGGGGCCAAAUACAUCUCCUAAACUUAGGGUGGGGAAGUCACUCCUACUUAACCUGAAAUGAGGGCUCAAAAUAGAUCAUUGGUUUUGUUUUACUCUCUGAUGGAUUGGGGGUAGUGCCAUGCUGUUAACUCUGCAUGAAACAUAACUGUUCUGAAGUAGAAGGCACUAAUAUUUUCCAUCUUUUGCUGUGCUACAGGCCUCAAAGACCUCAUCUUGGCAGGCUGCUCCUGGUCAGCAGUGUCUGCUCUCAGUACCUCCACCUGCCCCCUUCUCAGGACACUUGAUCUUCGGUGGGCAGUAGGAAUCAAGGACCCUCAGAUUCGGGACUUGCUCACACCUCCAUCAGAUAAACCCAGUAUGUUUUGCCUUCUGGAUAUACCAGUAUGUUGUGCUUGCUAGUGACGUGGGGAAGGGAGAAAGCUGACAAGAGUUGGAUGCAAUGCAGGUCUUAAAAAGGAACAAUUCUGAUCAGAGGGUGUAAUUUCUACUUGCAUGCUCUAGAGAAACAAGAGACUGUGCCUUCCAACUUACUUGCAUAUCUUCCUACAGGCCAAGACAAUCGCAGCAAACUCCGUAACAUGAUAGACUUCCGGUUGGCUGGGCUGGACAUAACUGAUGCCACACUCCGGCUCAUCAUUCGCCACAUGCCUCUGCUCUCACGACUUGAUCUUAGUCACUGCAAUCACCUUACGGACCAGUCAACCAACCUAUUAACAGCUGUGGGGUCUUCCACGCGAAACUCGCUCACUGAAAUCAACAUGGCAGGUUUGUGCAUCUUUGAUUGUUUCCCCCGACAUACUAAGGGCUGUGGACCGUGUAAAAUGGGUGGGAAACCUCUGAUCUGUUGGCCGUGUUUGAUCCACCAGCGGUUCAGCUGUGCAGCAGGUAGAGAUGUGGCUGCCAGGGUGUGCUCCCAAUUGUGCAUUUGCAAGGGAAAGUGGGCUUUGACUUGACCACCCCUCAGCUGGAGCUUUGGAAGCCCUGUGCAGUGAUCCAGCAGGCAGCUGUCUGUCUGUUCCAUCACUGUGAGGGGCUUGCCAGUUCUUGGUGCAGAGGUCCUCACCCCACCCCACCCAACAGCCAGCUGGCUGUUGGGCACAGCUGCACAAGGGAUUUUGACAGGUGGGCAAUUCCGCCCACCUUACAAGUUUACCCCUAAUGUAAAGGCUGUAUAUGCCCUCUUGCCUCACCGAGGUUUCUCUUUUGCUGGAAGAAAGAGAAAAUAUAUCUAAAUUUAUCCAAGAAGUUUUUGCUCCAGACCAGAGGGAUAAAUGAAGGAUUUAGUCCCAGCAGCCUCAUGAUGAGGCGGGUGUUAUUUCCCUUUUUUACAGGCCUCCCCCGCCACGCAGCCCUCAUUGUUUGUGGGGUUAACAAAAUAGUAAUCUGAGGCUGCACUUAAUCUUCAAGUAUUCAGAUCUGGAUAUACUGCAAUACUGUCUUCUUUAAAAGUAUUUGUAGUGACAUAUUUGAAGCUUGUAUCCCUAUGUAGCAGAAACACAUACCACCUCAAUAUGCAAUACAGGCUGACAGAUCAUGCCAGAUGGAAAAUGAGCCUUAAGAGAAAUAAUCAUGUUCCAGCUUUUCUGUCUGUCUCUAGCACAAGAAACUGCUACUAAGGGUCUAAUGGUUCGCUGUUGCCUGAUUCACAAAGAGUGGCUGCCUAUGUGUGUCUUGUCAAUACAAAAGUCAGACUUGUUCAUAUUAAGCUGUCAAAAGUUGUGAGGCUUAUCAGGUUGAGGUGUGUUGGUAUUCAAACAAGCAAGUGCUCUUAAGUCAGAGUUUGAAUAGAAGAAUCACACUUGCAAACCAGAAGAAUCAUUUGUGUAAUGUAAGAGUCUGGACACUUUGUAUUUUCUGAGUAUUUAUACCAGUGCAUUUGUUCUCUGAACACCUUUGUGGCGCUUGGCAUUAUGCAAAUAAUGGCACUUGUCAUCCUCUCCACAGGCUGCAAUAAGCUCACAGACCAGUCCCUGCUGUACUUGCGGCGCAUCUCUAACGUCACCCUGAUAGACCUGCGUGGUUGCAAGCAGAUCACCCGCAAGGCCUGUGAGCACUUCAUCUCAGACCUGUCAAUCAACAGCCUCUAUUGCCUGUCUGAUGAAAAGCUGAUCCAGAAAAUCAGCUAGAGAUUUGCCACACACAGACUGAAGAGAAGGAAAGAUCCCAGACAAACCCCUCUUGGAGAGCAGACCCUUUCCUCCCCUCCCCCGUUUCCCCCACAUCCACAGGCAGGGAAGAUGCCUGUCUGACUGUGACUGUAAUGUCCCUCCUCUCCUUGGGACUUCUGCAGACCAGAAAAUCUCACCAGGCAUUUGAGGAAAUGGCGAGAUUGCUGGACGGGUGCUCUUGUGGGGUGCUUGCUCAUCAGCUACAUGCUCUAACUUGAUGUUUUGUAGCAGCAUUUUCAAGGGGGACGUGCCCCUUUCCUUUCUUCUCAACCCUUCCCCCUCUACCAUUAUAUCCCACAAAAAACAAUUAUACUUACCCAUCAGAUUGUGGGGGGAGGAUCAGACCUGGAUGGUGUAGAACAGGUGCACUUUUGCACCUUGUUUCCCUGCUGUCUUGGUAUGCAAUUUCUUAAUAUGUCAUUGGGCUUGGGAGUCACUUCUCCUGCCCUUCCACACUCUGCUAAGCUUUCUUUCCUUGCCCUUCAGCAGCUGAACGGGCAGCAACUGCUCUGGGCUGAUUACGCAGAGCAGUAGUGUAAUGUCUACAGCAGCAGUGCCUCUUGUCUGGUAAGGGACUCUCCAUGUGCCCCCAGGUCAGCCUGCAGACACCUUCCAACAUGAGACUAGAGCGGGGGUGGCUAAGUGUUCAUACGGAGGGAACCAUGUUCUUGCCGUCAACUUUCCCAAGAAGGGGAGUUAAGCAAGCAUGCUCAUCCUCUGAAAAUAUGGCGGCAUUUGUAGAGGGAAAGCUGCAACAGAGCUUGGAGGCUUGGGAGGCACCUAGUGGGAUUUCUUACACCAGCGGAAGUGGUCUCUGUCCCAUAGUCUGUGGAAACGAGCAUUCUUGGGAGAUGCUGGCCGACGAAGAAAUGCCUCCAUCUUGAGGUGCAUAGCUGUUGGCUCUUGAGCUGGGAGACGGGUCAAUGCCCCAUUAGCUGCCUCUCUUUCUUUGCAAUGAAUGGCCGGUCCAAAGAACUUCUCUCUUGGGCAGCAGAGAGCUUUUUGCACUUUAGAAAGAAAGGUAAUAUUUUGGAACCCUAUUUUAUUUCCCCCUGCCCGAGUGACUGGACACUCCUUCCAGCUGUCUGAGCUUGUCAGGGUUUGAAUGCACACUUUGCACUCUGCUCUCUUCCCCAUAGCGAUAGCACAAAUUAGACUGUCCUUCACCCCGCCUCCCCCUCUGAGCCUCGCAUGGCAAAAAAGAGCUCUCCAGUGUCUGCGCAGCAAGGGAAAGGAGGAAUCUGGAGGAAAGCCCAAUCCACCCUCGCUGCUUCUGAAGCAAUAAGGGAGGGGGAGGAAUCCACCCCAUAGCUCUCUCAAUUGCCCAGCCCGAUUGCAUUGAAUGCUGCGGCACCUGAGCCUCAGGGAAGAGCAGCUUCCCCUGCACUGAUGGGGGUGGGGGAUAAAUAUCUAGAUCUACUGAAUCCCAGAGGUUCCCCCUCACUUCCACAUGAGGAGCAGGCUGCUUUGCCGAGAGGACAAUGCUAGUGUGAUGAGUUCCAGAGUGCCUCAGUACACAGGAGCUUUGCUGCAAAUUGAAUUUUUCUACAGAAAACGCCCACUGAUCUUCUUCUAGAAGUGGAAACCUUCUGCCUUGUUGUGUUGGCUCCUGUGGAAAAAAAAAUAUUGUAGAAUCAAUCUCUUGCUUUUGUUUUCUUUCAAAAGAGGAAGGUGAGAAUAGCCAUAAAUAGGAGGUUCAAGUGCAUCAGCCCAGAUAACUCCCACGGAGAUCUCUAGGCUCUGGAUAUUUUGUGUUUUGUUUUGUUUUUCCAAAGUGGGAGCACCUUCACAACUCUCCAUAUGCAUUGGUCAGCCGGAGAAGUGCUGAAAUGCAGCAAGUUGGCAUGUCAGGAGCAUUAGUCUGGGAAGAAUCUCGUCCUGCGGCAAGAGGGAUAAAACAAGUAGCAGACUGAUUGGGUGGGGUAUUGGCUUCGCUGUCCUACAGCCUUCUCAAAUGUGGCCCUCAAAUGACUGUGGCUUAAACUUCAAAGCAAAUUGUGAUACUUCAAUGCCUAAACUGGCCCCCACCUCAGAGGGCAAGUGAUGACAUAAAGGAAAGAGAAAUUAUAUAUGAAAUCACUUAGUGAUUUAAAACAAAAACAUGCUCCCUAAAUAAAUCUCCCUAAAGAAAGUCACUAUUGUCUAAAAGGGUUUGGUUGUUCUUUUGUGUUCUUUUGUUUUUGUUUUUUUGAAGAAAUUGUAAAUAUAUAUUUUUUGUUGCUAACUUAGAGUCAAUCUCCAAUGUUGUGCUUUAAAAUUAAAUGUAAACAUUAAGGGUAAAAGAAACCAAGUCUUGCGCUCUCUCGGUUGACAUGUUUAGGGUUGGGGGAUAUUUGGGGCUAAAGGGAGGGGAGCUAGUUGGGAUUUUUUCAUUUUCUAAUCAUUUGCCAAUAAUGGUUUUAGAGAAUCUUUCCUCAAACAUAUUACCACAGGAAUGAGAGACAAGUGAAAGGGGGAAGAGAAGAUACCAGCCUCUGAAGGGAGACCUUGUUUCAUGGGGUGGAUUUUGGAAUAAAAAUUUCAAGAAAAAACAUGCGGGUCUGCAUAUUGAUUGCAAUGUGAGCUCAAAUCCAAGGGCAACUACAGUCUGAAUGAGAGAACCCAGUGGGUAAUUUAUCCUCCCUAUAUAUAGGGACUUGUGUAUCCCAUGCUAUUAAAAUUUUGUACUCAGGCAAUCCAAA
Molecule: messenger RNA, 58645 nt
Organism: Podarcis lilfordi (Lilford's wall lizard)
Lineage: Eukaryota; Metazoa; Chordata; Lepidosauria; Squamata; Lacertidae
Source: the annotation of a GenBank genome assembly